Molecule: messenger RNA, 49022 nt
Organism: Toxorhynchites rutilus septentrionalis
Lineage: Eukaryota; Metazoa; Arthropoda; Insecta; Diptera; Culicidae
Gene: Msp300
Product: muscle-specific protein 300 kDa
Exons: 27
Coding region: 65-48856 (16263 amino acids)
Biological process (GO): nuclear migration
Cellular component (GO): nuclear outer membrane; cytoplasm; meiotic nuclear membrane microtubule tethering complex
Molecular function (GO): actin filament binding
Source: RefSeq, a predicted model, not a curated record
CUCAGCAAUGACUGAGUUAGCCGCACUAGUGAAUAGCAGAAUAUCGUUCAUCAAUUAAACAACAAUGUCUGGUCCACCGAAUAUCAACAAUAAUCAGCCAAGCACCAGUGGGCGUGGGUGGCUACGUACACCACCUCCUACGUAUUUCCGUUCCCCUUCACCAUGGGUACCGCCUGGUUCGACACAAGCAGGGAGAGAAACAUUUCCGAUGUCAUCUAUUGGAGAUGUGCAGUUUAACGCACGUUACAAUGAUUAUCCGAUUCAGUUGCAGUCAACGUGUGAAGGCAACGUGCCUAGUGAAAUUCAAUACGAGAAAUCGAGUUUUCCUUCUGAUGGAUCUUCUCAUAAAGACAUAGAGUACCAAGUAACGCAGAAAGAUCGAAUGAUGAGUACGCCAAAUCGUCAGAUCAAAAGACCAGCUUCUAUGAUACCCCAAUCAGAACCGGCUAAUGCCUAUUGUGGGUAUCCUCAUCAAAAAUCGAUUUCGCCUGCCACAUACAAUGCCUCGCUAGCAACGCAACGAAUGCGUCCAAUCACUCCAACACAUCAGAUGGAUCAUUUUUCUCAACGCAUGCAAUCUCAAAACCCAUCAAUUCUACGUCCAUCAGAUGGUGUAAAAAUAGCACCGCUACCAUAUAAUGUUGUGAAUUCAUCCAUUCAACCGCAGUUCAUCAUUUACGAUUAUUCGGGAGAAACUGGACCAUCCACUGCUGAAAUAAUAGCAAAUCAGUCACAAGAUUAUGUUGACGAAAAAUUGGCUGAGUACCAAGCAACUAUACAGUUACUUCAAGAUGAACAAGAACGUGUGCAAAAGAAGACAUUUGUCAACUGGAUAAAUUCUUUUUUGUCUAAGCGAAAUCCGCCAUUAAAAAUACACGAUCUAAUCCAUGAUCUUAAAGAUGGCACGAAAUUGUUGGCCUUACUGGAGGUACUAUCUGGCGAACGCUUGCCUAUGGAAAAAGGGAAGAUACUAAGAAGACCUCAUUUUUUGAGUAACAUCAAUUCAGCCCUUCAGUUCUUAACGAGCAAAAGAAUCAAAUUAGUCAAUAUCAAUCCCUCUGAUAUUGUUGACGGUCGUCCAGCCGUGGUAUUAGGAUUAAUAUGGACCAUCAUUUUGUAUUUCCAAAUAGAAGAAAAUAGUCGCAUUUUGCAUUACUUGAAUGAAAACCUUAGUGGGUCUGUGAGUAGUUUAGAUAGUAGCUCAACUUCUCACAUCUCCAGUCCCAUUAAAUUGACGACUACAAAUCAGGAUAUGCUGAAGCAAGGACCAAGGAAAACCCUGCUAGGCUGGGUGAAUAAUGCACUUCCGAAACAUGCUGGUUUGGAGGUUCGUGAUUUCGGUGCCAGCUGGCGAGAUGGAUUUGCUUUCCUAUCACUUAUUGAUGCAAUCAAAACAAAUGUGAUUAAUAUUGUUGACAUGAAGAGGUACAAUAACCGUUAUCGCUUGGAUACUGCAUUCAAUGUUGCUGAGACUGAAUUGGGUAUCGCAAGGUUGUUGGACGCUGAAGAUGUGGACGUGAACAGCCCAGACGAAAAAAGUGUCAUGACUUAUGUAGCGCAGUUUUUACAUAAAUACCCAGAUGUUAAGAACCUGAAUUCUAAGAACGAAAGCGAACAGGAACUAAUCGAUCUACUUGAUUGGCUUCGUAGUAUGGUCCGGUAUUACGAUAGCAUGAAUGGAAAAUAUCCUGAAAGUUAUGAACUUUAUGAACAAGUAUUGUAUGAAAAGACCGAAAAAUGGAAUACCUAUAGGAAAGUGAAAAACAUAUAUGCAAGUAAAACAACAUACGAAGUUCAGGAGUUGAAUACCCUAUGGUCACUGUUGGAAAAGCACAUGCAACAGUGGCUGUGGUAUUUAGAUUGCAGUCUUCCGGAUAAAUUUGGCGUUAUCGGACUUUGGCUCAGUAAUGGGGAAAAGCUACUGAAUGAUGAGGAUAUUCCGCAUAGUAUGAAUGAGGAGACUGCUUCGCUUAUAAGCAAAAAGCUGGAAGCACAUAAGGAAUUUUUCGCAUCAUAUUAUGAGGUAUUGGAAACAUUCAACGAAUUGAAAGCAUCAACUGCAGCCAAAAAACUUCCUGAAGCACAAAUCAAUAAUAUUGAAAAAAGGUUAAUAGAAAUAGAGCCUAAAGCAAAACAGCGAAGAAUCAAAUUGAAAUUCCUGGAACAUAAAUGUUGUCUUAUCGCAUUUCUAAAUCUAUUGGAAAAUAAAAUUAAUGGUGUCAAGUACAGCAACGAAGAAGUAGUGAAGCAAUCCUUAGAACAACUCAAAAACUUUGUAACUAGAAAUCAAAUCAUGCAAGAAUUUGAGAAGGCUCUCAUAGACAUGCGUCAAGUUAUUGAAGAGUAUAAGAUGGACGGAAACAUUUCUAAGAAGGAGAUCUAUAAUAUCGAUGCAUUCUUGCAAGAUAUCGAAGACCGUUGGAAAAAUGUAUCAUCAAGAUUAAUUUGUACGGAAACUAUGUUGGAAGAUGUGUUAAGUCAUUGGCAACGUUGGAAAAUAUUGUUAAAUGAUCUUGAAAACUGGAUAAUCGCAGCACACAGUGCAUUGAAAGCUAAUGAGGAUGAUAAAAUUGAAUUUUUCCAAAAUCUUAGUGCAUAUAAAGAAAAAUUAGAUAGAUUUACCGACACAUUCAAUAUACUGAAAUCGACUUGUAAUAGUGACACAGCGUGUGCUAUUGAGAAGCAAUACAAUUACAUUACGACACAUUGGGAACAAAUUUUCCAAAAUUCCAAACAAUACAUGCAUGUUGGUGAUAUUCUUCAAUACAGAUACAAGUUUAAGAACGAUGCUGCACAGUUGAGCGAUUGGAUAAGAAAAGCUGAGAAAAUUUUGGCUGGCAACAGUUUAAAAGAUUCUUACGAGAUAAAACAAUGCGAAAAUGACAUAAAACGAAUCGCAUGUGAAAUUGAGUCGAUGGAGGAAUUGUUCAAAUCGAUAAGUAAGAGCUUUCAAGCACUUAUAAAAGAAUAUUCUAGGGAUGAAGUUGAUAAAAUGAUGACUCUGAUGAAAAAAGAUAAAGAAUCAUUAGUGUGCAUCAGAGCACAGAUACCGGUGAAAUUACACCUUUUUCAUCAACUAUUGACUCAACAGGAAGCACUGGAAACAGGACAACGUGAAAUUACGGAAUGGUUAGAUGAUGCAGAAAGCUUACUGGUUUCAUAUUCCUUCAAUAACGACCCACAACAAACGAAAAACAAUAUUUCGAAGCACAAAUCAUUUUUCAGUAGAACAUUAUACUACAAGUCAAUGCUAGAGAGCAAAAAUAACGUUUUCCAAAACCUCCUGAAGCUCACUAACACCGACAGAAGCGUAGAUAUAAGCAACACUUCUGGUAAAAUGAAACAGCUGAAUGAACGUUUCGCAUAUGUAGUCAACAAUGCUAAUGAAUGGGAGUACAAACUACAAGAGAACUUAAAAGCUUGGGAACAAUUCCAACGUAGUCAAACAGUAGUAGAAAAUUUUCUACGGCAGGCUGAUGCAUGGCAAAACGCAUCUGUACCAUUAGAAAAGACAGCUGACGUUGAAUCCCAGUUAGACUUUUUCAGAAACUCAGACCAAUCUAUUAUUAGCAAACUUGAAACCGACACGGAACAACUUCUCAAAUACUUGCCACCAAAUGAACAAAACAUGCUUAUCUCAAUAAUCAAAUCUAUUCAGAAACAAUGGAGUGAUGUUAUCGCAAGAAUACCUAAUCAUUUAUUAAAGUUAGAAUUCCGAUUGAAUGAAAUUAGGUUUUAUAAAUAUUUACAUGAUAUCGAAAAGGAACUCAAUGCCGAAGAACAGGCAUUCAACUGCAAUGCCAAUUUUGAAGGCAUCAUGCACCGUAAUGUUGAGUUUUUCAAAGCAAAUGAUCUACAUCAGGUGGAGAAAAUUCUCGCUGUUCUAGAGAAAGUAAAUUACAUUUAUAUAGAAAAAUUUGCUAACGAUCGCGCACUAUCUCAGCAUUAUCAGAUGGCUAAUGAUAGGUGGCUGAGCGUGUGCAAGAGAAUAGAAAAUGUAAAAAAUAUACUGCAUAAAAUUCCCGCUCAGUGGGACUCUUAUCAUGAGAAGUUCAAUGAAAUGACGCGCUGGAUGGAUAUUGUUGAUCUGGCAUUGAAGCAAAUAAUAAUCGAGAAGGAGUCGAUGGAACAGUUUGAACAGGAAAAGCUCGCGUUUCAGUUGCAAAAGUCAAUGAACGUCUGCUACGAGGCUGAUUCCAAAAAAGAAGACAUGAAAUGGUUGGUGAAAACAUUGGACUUCCUUUUGGGCCAUACAAACGAGGAACAAGCAACAAUAGAACAGGAUAAAAUCGAGAAAUUGAUUGCGCGUUACAAAACUCUCAUACCAACAAUAGAAACGACAAUGAUAAAAACUGAGACAUUUGCCAAAUGCUACACAUAUCGCCGAGAAGCGAUGGAAAUCUGCGAUCUUCUUAAUCGUAUUAGAAUACAAAGCAAAAAUGCACCCGAUCCUGAAAGUUUCACGAAGAUUAAAGAUAUGAUAGAAGAACAGAACUAUUCCAUUAAAGAAUUGGAUAAUCAAAGAGCUCAUAUAAUGAAGAUGAUUCAAAGAGGAAAAGAUCUGAGUAAAAAUGUAAACAGUCCCGAUUUCGUAACCAAAGAAAUCAAAUAUUUGGAAAGCUGUUGGAAUGACACCUAUAAUGAAGCAGCGGAUAAAUUAAGGGCACUAAAGGAGGUACAAAAAGUGUGGAAUAGUUAUAAUGAGCAGAGAGCACAAAUUGUCAAUGCAUUGAACAAUGCUGAAAUGGAGCUAAGAUCCAUUACACCUUUACAGACUGAUCCGAAAAGUGUUACACAGGAUCUAGAAACAAAAAAACAAUUAGUAUUAAAUCUGCGCCAGGUAUCAUCAAAGUCGUUAUUACAAUUGAAUGAUCUGUGUCGUGAACUAGGACUAUCGCUUCCACCAGCCUCCAUACAAGCAAUAGAGAAAGAAGCAAACGAUCUUGUGAGGAGAGUUACUAGUACUGUGAAUUUUGUAGAGAAAAGAGUUGAUUAUCUUGAAGAUUACAAUGACAAAUGGAACGAAUAUAAAGAACGUUUGGAUACGUUAAAAAAUUGGGCGAAUAAUGUGUACCCCAAAAUGGUAGCAGCAAUUAAACAGCCUCAGAUCACACCAGAAGAAAGAAUAGGAAAGACAAAGCAACUUGAAAAUGUACUCAGCGAAAAAAUUAGAAUGCUUGAAGUACUCAGUGCAAGUACAUCGGAUCUGGCUUCUAAGGAAGGCAAUCUAGGAGAAAUGAAGCGGUUGAAGAACGAAGUUGUUCGCUUACAGAGUACUUUUGUUGAACUGAACAAUGUCGUAAAUAUGGAGAAAGCACAUGUGCAUGAUGAUUUAGGUCUUUGGACGGCGUAUAACCAAGAAAUAGAUCAUAUUAAAACGUGGACUCAACAAGCUACCACUGCACCUGAAUUACAACACAAUAAAGUUACGACACUCGCCGAAGCUAAAGUCCAUCAAGCGAAGUUGGAAACAUUCAAUGAACAAUGUGAAGCAAAAAUGAAUGAAUUUCAGAAUACGGUGCAAAAGAGUAAUAGCAUCAGAUAUGGAGACAAACCUGUGGAUGAGAUUGAUAAAUGUCACAUGAUUCUCAACGACAUUCAUGAAAAUGCACAGCAUAUGAAAGGUAAAAUGGGUAAGCUUGUCUCAAAUUGGUCAUCUAUUGAUGCAGAGCUGGGAAAGUUAGAUAGUUACUCAAACAAAGCAAAUGAGGAUUUACAAAGAUUUUCUUCAGAACAUGUUAAUGGUCUACCAAUCGAUAAAUUGGAAGAUAAAAUUAAAGUAAUUAAACUAUUUAACAAUGAUGUUGCCGAGCAGCAAGCAAAACUAAUUUCCCUAGUACAUCUGUUCGAUCAAAUAAAUAAUGGAAUUUCGGACGAUGGAGUGAACACCUUAAAAAAUAAGUUUAAUCAGCUAAAAGCGAAGCUGGCAAAAAUGAGCGAAGGUUCACGUAAUUUGAUCAAUGACUACUAUCAACAAAUUGUUGUUCAACAAAAUUUCAAUGUUCAAAUGACUGAUUUUAGUAAUUGGAUGGACCAGAUUACAUCAAGCAUGAAUGAACUGGAAACAACGCCUAUAGAAGAGAUAGAUCUUGCGCUCCAAAAUGUGAUUUAUUUGCAACAACAGCAUGCUAACAGGCAGGAUAUGUUCAAUAAUAUUUAUUCACAAAUAAAACAACAUACCCUGAGUGGUUCAACCGCUGAUCAUGCAGUACUUGAUGAAACUUACUCAUCGUUGGCUAGUAACUAUCAGAACCUAGAAUCUAGUUUGCAGACAUGUAAGGAUUACUUGCAAAAAUGGUCUGAGUUCAUGCUAUGGUAUAAUAAUAUCAAAGACCAUGUUCACUUCUUGAAGGAUAACAUCAUUAAAUAUGACUUGGUAAACGAACAAGAUCUUGGUGAGGCCAACAAUAAAAUUCUUAAUGCCAAACAGUCUCUACACGAAUGGAAGAAAACGAUGAUUUCUUUGGAACAUCAACCGUGUAUCAAAUUUUUCGACAAGGAAAAGAAUUUCGUCAAUGCCGUUGGUUGGAUUGUUGAUCUAGAGAAUGAGCUUGAUGUCAUUAGAGCCCAAGUUGACUCGAAGUUGAAAGAAAUUCACAGUGCGCGGCAAAGAGCGGACAAAUUUAAAGAAAUACAGAAUCAAAUAAAUACCAAUCUUAACAACAUUUCAGCUGAACUUAAAGCUGUGGUCAAAAAUGCCAGAUUAAGCAAUAUGGACGAGUCAUUGGAGAAACUUUCAGAUUUGAAUGAAAAAAUAAGUAAUGAAUCAGCAGCAAAAACCCAAGUGCAAUGUGAAGGAAACUUGUUCAUGAAACAUGAAAUGUCUCCUGCCCUCUCCAUCCAAGAAUCUCUCGCAGGUAUAGAUAGUGAGCUGGAAAAUAUUCAGCUAGCUGUAGACGAUGCUCUCAACGAUUUCGUAAAUGUACGAGAUCUAUACAAUGAAUUUAACAGAUGCAAUUUAGUUUUCCACAAUGAACUGAAGAAUAUUAGUGCCAUAAAUAAGGCGACAGUUCUCAAUUUCAACGAUAAACCUUCCCUAGCCAAACAGCUUGAAACAUUGAAAAAAGCAUCCGAGACAAUUAAAAAAAUUAAAACAAAUGCGGAUACCGUAACAAAUAAGGGCAAUGAAUUGGUGAAAAUAUUUCGUAAUUAUAAUCCGUUGGAUUGUGAAAAUAUUCUGGAAAUUGUUAGAAAAAACAAUGAAAUAUUCAAAAAUAACAUAGAAGAACUUAUUCAUAACAGUAACACUCUGGACCAGAAAGUGGUGCUGUACAAACAAAUAGAGGAUUUGAAUCAUGAUAUUUCCUCUUGGCUAGAAAUGAUACAUGAUCAACUCAAUCGUUUAUCCGAUAAUCCAAAUGAAAUGGAGCACAAAAUUGCAAGCUACAAAUCAGAACUACCAGCUCAGCUAGCGUUCAAGGAUAACUUUACAAGUUUAUUGUCUGAAUUUGAACGUUCAAAUGACAAUGUAUUACCAAAAGACUUGGUAAUAAUGCAGACACAUAUCGAUAAAGUUUUCGCGCAGGUCGAACAAGAUGUUAACGGUAUUACUAAUAAAAUAACCGAAUAUGCAGCAGAAGAACGAGCAUUGAAGGAGCGAAUAAAAUUAACAAUUGAAAAAUUGUUCAAAAUACGUGAGGAAAUAAUGGGCUGUGACGAUAUUUCGCUAGAUAGCAGUAAACAAUUGCAGAAUUUACAUAAAAUUAAAAAAAUGAGGCAAAGGUUGAAUUUGCUUGGUGUUGAAAUAACUGAUUUGAAGAACUACUUCAUCAAUAUUGAAGCCAAGUAUGACUCUGUCAGUGAGAAUCCCGUAUCGAAAGAGUUGCAAAAUUUAGACCAGAGGUUUGGAGUUGUGUUGAAUAAUCUCAAUGAGAUCGAGAACAAACUGAACAAGUAUGUGGAGAACAUAUUUAGAGACAAACUCGUUGCUCUAAAUAGAAUAAUAAAUUCACAGUCAGAAAAACUGAAAUGGUGUCAUCCUGAGCCUAGCAGUGAUAAAUACAGCCUAGAAAUGAAACAAUCUACACUGGGAGAUGUGAAAUCUUCUAUGACUGAUUGUAAUCGUAUUUUGGGCGAAACGGCUGCCUUUCUGGAAUCGAUUGUAGAUCUCUUUAGUCAGACAAAAAUAGGCAAUCUUGAGGAUGAAAUAUCUGAAAUCAAAAACAACCUUCAACAGCUAAAAACAUUGUGUGAUCAAACCGAAUCGGAACUUGUAGCAAAUAUGAACCUAUGGCAGAAAUAUGAGCAAGAUUCGGAAGAAAUUAUCAAGUGGCUAAAGGAUCUAGAGCAAAAACAUAAAAUGGAGACCAUACUGUUGAUUGAUUUGGCUACAUUGCCGGAUAAAAUUAUCGAAUUGAAGACAGUGCGCAAUACAUUAGUUGAAUACGCGCCUAAAUUGGACCAAUUGCGUGCAAUUAGUGAGAAACUUAAUGUAAUGAAUCCGGAAUCAAGAGCCCCUAUCCUAGUACAACAUUUGCAGACAAAGUAUAAUACUUUUGAGAAAUAUUUUACAAAUAUGUUCGAACGACUUUCGGAAAUUACCGUUAGAAAACAACAGUUUGAUGAUGAAGCUGGAAAGACACGGAAUUGGAUUGAAAACAUGAAACAACAACGAAAUGAUUAUGACAUUACUGAAAAGCAAUAUGAGGAGCUCAAAGCUCGUAAAGCCGUAAUAGUAGGAAAAGAAAGUUUGAUCAAUGACACAUGCUCAAUGGGAGAAAAUUUAUAUGCGGAGGUGAAUGCAGAAUGUCGUGAUGGUAUCAGGAUGGAUAUUCUAUCUUUGAGAAAUGCCUACAAUUCACUCGCCGACGAUUAUAAUGCUGAAUUGAAACAAAUGGAGGCAGAUAUUAUGAAUAGGAAUUCAAUCGAUGAAAGUUACAACCAUAUUUCACAAUGGCUACUAGAGCUUCAAAAUAAGAUAACUAAUUUGCCGAAGCUAUAUGCAACACUUCAAGAUAAAAAAGGAGCAUUAUUCAACUACCAAACCAUAAUGAAGGACGCAAAGGCCCACGAAAACAGCCUCGCUCAGUUACAGAAAAAAAUUGUUUCCUUCUCUAAAUCAGAUUACGCUCCAAAAAUUGAACAAGCACGAGAGAGAUUUUCUAGCAUCAUGAAUGAUCUGGGAAGAGAAAUAAGAUCGUUGGAAAAACACAUUGAAGCACAUGAACGUUACAACAACACAUUGGAAAAAUCUCGAGAUUGGUUGUUGAAGUUACAACAUCAAACGAGUGAGGUGUUUGAUGACAACGAAAUUAAUAAACUAAAAAUAACAGAGGGCAUAACCAUUAUAGACCAUUUACUAUCCGAGGAAGAUUCGGCAUUAGAUGGUAUUAACGAUUGUUACAAUCAAUUCACAAUUGUAAUGGGACAAACUAACGAAGCUGGCCAUACUGAUCUUUUAAGAAUGUUUGAAGACAACAAACGAAACUGGACGUCUUUUUUUUCAAAAUGCAGAACAACUAAGGAAAAGCUAUCGAACAUGUUAGAGCAACUUGAUGCCGGUAAUAAUAAAUUGUCUGAAUGUAUCAAAAAGAUAGAAAUGACGAAAAAUGAUAUCAAGAGGAUUUCGACACAAUCACUGAAUCCAAAGCAUGAUGUUAUUGCGGAGCUCUAUGGUAUUAAAAAGGACAUUGAAAGUUAUGGAGUUAACGUUAGUAACGCAAUCGAGUUCACUCAAAAACUAAAACAGAAUCCGGAUAUUGCGCAUAAAGCGUUACAGGUUCAACAUGAUUACCGCAACCUUGCAAAUCUGUGUUCGGACGCUAUAAAGAAAACUGAGGCUACUAUUCACGAUCAAAGUGACUUCGAUAAAGCCUAUGACGAUUUUUAUAAAACGAUAUCAAACAAUGCUGAUUCGCUACAAGCACUUAAACAAUUAGUAGGUGACUUAAGUGUGUUACAAGAACGACAAGUUCGUCUGAAAGAAAUAGCAUAUAAAAGAUUGGACGACAGCAACGUAUUGGAAGAGUUGAUUAUUAGAGGCGAAAAAUUAUUCGCACACGCACCUGCGGAGACUCGUGAUUUAGUGCGACAGAAAAUAAAGGACUUACGUCAAUUGUGGGAUAAAUUUUCUGACGAGUUAGAAACAAUAACACAACAAGUGGAACAGUGUAUACUUCAGUUUGGUGAGUUCAGUUUGCAGCAGGAGCAUUUUUCAAAGUGGUUGAAAGACAUUGAGAGUUCCAUGAAAUUGAAUGCAGAAUUGAAGGCUAACAUUCAAGAUAAGCGUACUCAGUACCAAAAUCACAAACUCAUGCACCAAGAAAUUCUUUCCCAAAAUACACUGCUUGAUUCUGUAUGUAGCAGAGCACAGCAGCUAUUGACGCUAACAAGAGAUCAGCAUUUACAAACAUAUUUGGUGUCGAUUAAGGAUACUUAUAAAAGUAUAGUUGAAAAAUCUAAUGAGCUUUUGGAAAAUUUCAAUAACUGUGUGAAUGCUCAUAAUAACUAUCUACUCUGCAGUACCAAAAUAAAGAACUGGAUUAAUGAAGAGAGAAACAAAGUCAUGAUUUGUAGCGAAGGAAGCGGAGAGAAAACUGAAAUAAAUAAACGUAUUGAAGCAUUGAAUGCUUUGAAACUGUCCAAAAUGAAAGGAGACGAAAUGUUAAACCAACUGCUACAACUGCAUGCAGUGAAUAAACUUAGCACUUCAACACAAGGAAUUUCAAUGGUAGAAGAUGAAAUCAGAGCAAUUCGGACAGACUUGAGUAUGCUUUACCGGGACAUCGAAGAGUUGAUCGACAACCAAAAGGACUUUUUGUUGAGUUGGGCCCACUUCGACCAAGAUCUUGAUGUACUCACCAAAUGGUGCAGAUCAAUGGAAGCUAUUUUCCGUGGACAGCAAUUAUUCGAUGCCUUGGAUAAAAAACAAGAGCAACUGGAGAUAUAUCGUUGCAACGUACACAUCAUCAAUGAUAAACAGAAAGACAUCGAUGAUUUUGUAACCAAUGCACAGGCUUUGUUUAACAAAACAGGCGUAGAGAAAAUCAAGUUCUACAUUAAUCAGCUCAUAAACAGAUAUCAACUUCUACAAGUCUUGAGCAAGGAGGUUGUGAAUCGUGUCCAAAAUGUUGUGAACGACCACGUAAAUUACGAGGAUAGACUAUCGGAGUGCCGUUCGCGGCUAGGAAAGGUGAAUGAGGACUUGGAAAAAACAACAAAAGAAAAACUGUCAUCAAUCAAUCAGUCCGUGUUGCAACACAUCGAAAUUGAGAAGGAAAAGUUAGAAAAUAACAUUUCCAGCUAUAUGACAGCAAGCGAAAAAGUUAUGACAGAAACAAAUUCAAUAGGGCGUGAGAAAAUUCGUGAAGAUAUUGGAGAUAUUAAAGAUCAAUGGGAUCAACUAGUACUUGGAUUGAGUAAUUUGAAGAAACAAUUCGAUGUAAGAUCGGUUCAAUGGUCGUCGUAUCAAGAUGUGCUGCAACAGGUAUUUUCUUGGUUGGAGGCAAUCGAGAGAAAAAUAGAUGCUAACGAAAUUCAGAGCUGGAAUUCUAUUCAGGAGAUACGAUCUAAACUGUUCAAAUAUAAGGCAAUUUUGCAAGAGAUAAUGAGCCAAAAACGUGUUAUUGAUUCGUUGAAUGAGAAAGCAGCACAAAUAUUGGAUGAGAAAGAUGAAGCAGUGGUGGCCAAAAUGCACUCCAUCAAUGAACGUUACGACAUAGUGCGAAAGACUGUGACCGACAUUAUAAAUAAACUUGAACAGUCACUAGGAGUUUAUAACAAAUUCAACGAGCGACAGAAAAUGCUCCUCGAUGAACAGGAGGCACUGUUAAACGACUUGCAGUAUCUUUCGGAUGUUUCUGGGAAUCAAAAGACAGUACUAGAUAAGAUUCAAAAAAUCAAUGAUUUGCUGAAUGAGGUACCAGAUAUUAAAGAAAAGAUUCAUAAUCUAUCGACUCUUUUGACGGAUAACAGAGAUCUAAUAUCUAAUAAUGCGAAAUCGAUAAUUGAACAAGAUAUAGCUAAAAUACAUAAUGAUUUCGAAAAGUUUAUCUCUUCGAUCAAUGACGCGAAAAUUGAGUUGGAAAAACGUCAUAGCCUAUGGAAUACAUACCAGAACGAAUUGGAUAACAUUAAUCGUUUCAUGACUGAAGUUGAAGACUCAAUGAAGGAUUACACACUCAAGAACAGUUUGCAUGAGAAACAAGAGCAACACGAGCGAUAUCAAAUCUUGAAUGGAAAACUCAAACAGAACAAUCUUCUGUACGACAAACUACUAGACAAAUCGUCAGAACUGCUUCAAAGUAGCGGAGAUAAGAAAAUUUCGUUCAAUAUGCAACAAUUGAAAUCUAGGAUGCAAUCGGUUGACAAUACAAUGAAAGAAAUCAUUAAAAAAUGUGAACAAGCAUUUGAAGAUCAUAAAUUGUACAAACUGAAGUACGACGAUUGCAUUAAAGAACUUGAAGAAAUUAAAGAGACGUUUGACAGUAGCAAAGGGGAAAAUAACUCUAAUCUUCAUGAUAUAAUAAGAAUAUUGAAAACGUUCGUCGCAAACCAAAAUGCUAUGAGUGUCAAAUGUAGCUCGGUGUCAGAUAUGGGCGAAAUGCUUUAUGCUUCAACCGCCAUGGUAGGUCAACAGGCAAUCCGGGUAGAGAUACAGGAAUUAUUGGUCAAAUUUGAGCGCACUUUCGAUGAUAUAAACUCUUAUCUGAAAACGUGUGAAGCAAGAAUUUCAAAACUUUCCGGUUUGAAUGAAAAACUGGAGCAACUCCAGAACUGGAUUAAUUGUCUCGAGUUUAAUCCCUUGAAGGGAAUUAUUUUGAAGCCCACUCUUGACGAGAAGGUAUCGCAACAUCAGGCUUAUGUCGAUCUAACUAAUGAGAUCAAAAAACAAUUGCCAGAAAUAAAUGACUUAAGGGAUUUGAUAGAAAAUCUCAGCGAACGAGAUGCAACCAUCGAUUCAAGCUACGGUGCACUAAAUGAAAACUACAUGAAAUAUUUAGAACAGAGUCAAAAUUUCGCUAUCGCCUACGAGAAAAUAACAUAUAAUCAUCGUCAGUACUGUAAAGUGGUAUUGGAAACAUCCGAUUACAUUGAUGCUAACCACAACACUAUUGAAUUGUGGGGUGAAACUGAUCUUGACCAAGUUUCAUUGCUAGCUAAUCUGGAUCGAUUAGUUGAAUUACGGAAAUCGAUAACGUCGGAAACAUAUAGAAUUGAUCAAAUUCGUGAAUUUGGAAACGCAACUAUACCAGACACAAGCGAUGAUGGACAGGUGAAUAUCAGAUCUCAAAUCGACAUUUCCCAACAAGAAUGGGAAGGUCUUUUGGUAGCAGUUGAUUCCGUCGUUGAAAAAAUACAGUCUAAAAUAGCAGAAUGGAAUAGUUAUGAAAAAUUGCGAUCAGACUGUAUGGAUUGGAUGCGGAAUAUCGAUUCCAAAAUACACUCAGUUGAUUUGAAAGCAACACUGGAUGAGAAGAAAGCCACAUUGGAAUAUCUCAAGAGUUUGAAUGGUGAAGUGAAAGCUAAGGAACUAGAAAUCGACAGUUUUACUGAAAAAGCCCAACAACUAUACAGAGGGUAUUUAAGUAGUAGAAAUUCCCAGAUAUCUGAAUUGCCUAUAAAAUACCAACAAACCGCAAACAGAAUAAAAGAACUACUAUCUCGCUGGCAACAAUACGUCAUAAGUCACCAAGAACUGGAAACACAAAUCUCCAACCAUAAACAAUGGCUGAAUGGAGUGAGAGAAAUGCUAAAUUACUGUUCAGAUUUGACAACUACAUCUGAAAAAGAAUUGCAAAGCAAAUUGAAAGUUAUUCAGGAGCUAAUAGUGAAUAAGGAUGAAGGAACAUCGAGAUUGCAGGUAAUUUGUGAUUUGGCACAACAAGUAUUAGCAUGUACAACAUCAUCAGGUCAUGAAUCUAUAAACCGUGCAGUGUCUAUGUUACAAGAUGAUUGGUCUUCGUUGACGUUGAAGAUGGUUGACAUAAAAACUCAUUUGGACGACGCUAUCAAUCAAUGGUCUGGAUUCCUGGAUCAAGUGAACGACCUAAGGAAAAACAUUGACUGGAUGGAAAAUGAAUUGAAGAUAUUUUCGGAGUUCCAAUGCAAUAUGGCAGAGAAAAGAGCACAAUUGGAUAGAAUUAAAAACGCAGAGGAGAAAAUUCGUAUUGAUCGUAUCGAAAUAGAGCCAUUGAAACUAAAAGUUUCCGAUAUGAGUAGCUCUGGUCAACAGACACAAGCCGCUUCAACAGCUAAAACAAUUCUAGCUAAAUUUGAUUACAUAGCAGAACAAGUGAGUAAAUUGCUUGCGGAGAGAGAAGACCAGUAUCGAGACCACCGAUUGUAUAAAGAAGCUUAUGAUGACUUGUCCAGUUGGAUAGGUAGAGCACGAGAAAAGCUACCAUGUGUCAAACAACAAUCAUUAAGUGAUAAACUCUCAAUAGACAACGCUAUAGCUCCGCUUGAUUCACUGACGAACAAAAAGGCUCAAGGGGAAUUGUUGGUUGAACAUCUAGUCCAUACUGGUGAGGUAGUUAUUGCUUCAACAUCUGUAAAAGGCAAAGAAUUGAUCAAAAAAGACAUUGAGGGUUUGAAGAGUAACUUUGAAAACUUGUUCAAAGAUAUCGAUAAUCAAAAACGUAAUCUUGAAAAUACUUUGUCGCUACUUCGAGAGUACAAAGAAGAAUAUGAGCGACUAUCAGAAUGGCUGCAACAGAUUGAUAUCAUUGUAAAAAAUCAUAAGUUAGCAAUGUUGUCUAAUUUACAAGAGAAGGAAAAACAAGUUAAAGAUAUGCAAGACGUGAUCGUUAGACUCGACAAUGGUCAAACUGAUAUAGAUAAAUUCAGCAUAUUUGCGGCACCUCUUCUGCAUUCUCAUCUAGACACAUACAUAGGCAACCAGCUUAGGCAUCUUACUUCUAGAUAUCAAGUUCAAGUUAAUAUCGCAAAAGACGUACUGAAAAAAGUGGAGUACAAUUGCCAAAUUCAUAGAGAGUAUAAAGAUAAUCUAGCGAAGGCAACCAGUUGGAUUGAUAACGCGAAGGAAAUUGUUCGAUGUUCUACCGAAAAUGUUGAAAACGUCAGUAAAGAGAACCUAGAGAAGCGGCUUGAAAAAGUUGUGGAAAUAAUACAGCAGCGUGAGCAUGGUCAAAACCUCGUUAAUAAUACCGUUAAUACAGGAGAAAAGGUUGUAAAAACGACAAAAUCUGACGGAAAGGAAAUUAUUAACAAUGAAAUCAAAGAUAUCCAGAAUAGUUGGGAUCGCCUGGUGAAAAAGAUGUCUACAGCUAAAGUGCAUUUAGAAACAAACUUACUACAAUGGGCAGAUUACAGUUCUAGUUACAACCACCUUCAGCAAUGGAUACAAGAUCGCGAAUCGAAACUGCAAAAAGUGUGCGAGCAAAAAGUUGUUAGAUUUAAAACAGGCACACCUAGUAGUCUAAGCAGUGGAUUAAAUGAAAGAAGAGCAAAUCUACGCCAGGCCAACGAUAUUGUACAAGAUAUUGUAUCGUUUGAACCAAUGAUUCAAUCCGUUGCUAACAAAGCUUCUGAUCUACAUCAAACGUCACCAGCAUCUGAAAUUUCGAAUAAAUAUGAGAACCUUAGUAAACAAGCGAAGGAACUUUUUGCUAAACAAAAAGAAGCAGUUGAACUCCAUCAAGCAUUUAUUGAUUCCAGCAACGAAUUUGCUGCUUGGAUUCGUAACGCUAAAGAAUGCCUAAGCAAAUGUUCUGAUUAUAGAGGCGAUCGAGAUUCUUUGAUAUCGAAAAUGACUCAGCUGAAAAUCCUCAAUAAUGACAUAUCCAUAGGUCAGAAAAAGCUUGAAAAAUCAUUAGAACAAGCUGAAAUAGCAUGUCGGAACGUUGAAGCAGACGAAUGUGAAGCAAUUGAGAAAGAAGUAGCUAUUCUUCAAGAAGAGUUCGACAACUAUUGCUUGGCUUUGAAGAAAAUAGGCUCGACGCUAGAAAGUGGUAUAGUGCGCUGGACCGAGUAUGAUGAUCAAUACAAUAUCGCUUCUAACUGGUUGGACAAAUUUGAACAAGAAAUUCAGUCAUAUAACAAAAUGCAAAAUAGCUUGGAGGACAAGAAAUGUGUAUUAGAGCAAUUUCAAGAUAAACUGCAAACCUUAUUCGAUUGGCAGAAGGAACUCGAUAAUCUUAACAUGAGAGCUCAAGUACUUUUGGAUAUUUGUGCCGACACCCGUGUCAGCAAUGGUGUAACCCAACUAACUACUAAGUACAACGUAUUGCUAUCUUUGGCCAAGGAAAUUAUGCGACGCUUGGAAUUACAUUACCAAGAACAUCAACAACAUAACACUCUGUAUGGUGAAUGUCAGGAUUGGCUUGACCGCAUGCGAGAAAAACUCAACGAAUGUGAGUCAUCGCCUCAAACAGUAGCAGAAACGCAAUCGAAGUUGAAUAUCAUAAAAGGAAUUCGUCAGAGUCUUGAACAGGGUCAAAAUAAAUUACGAUAUUUGUUUGAGCUCAAAGAGAAAAUUGUGCUCAGUACCGAAUCUAACGGAGCCUCAAAAAUUGUAGAAGAUACUGAAAAUCUCAAAACAGAAUAUGAAUCCCUUAUGGCGGAUAUCAACGAUGCUCGUCAAAGGCUGAUGAAUCACUUGAGUCAACUAGAGGAUAUGGGAAAACUUUCAAAAAUGUUAUCUGAAUGGGUCGAAGAGGUGCGUGGAAAACUGGAAGAUACUCCUAUACUUGGUGAAUUGUCCGAAAAAAGGAUGGCUUUGGAAAAGUGUCGCGCAAUUUAUAGGGAAACGGGUAAUUAUAAUGAUAUUGUAGACAAAAUAAAGAACAAAAUGUCUGAAAAUCCAAAUAUAAAUACCGAAAGUCUGAAUAAAUUAAUACAAGACUACGAAGCGCUGAUAUCUAAUGUUGGAGUCGAAAUUGAACGGCUUGAGAAUCAGGUUAAUAAUUAUGAAAAGUUCAAACAAGCUCUACAAGAUCUGUAUGAUUGGAUGAAGCGUACUCGCCAGGACACCGAGAAACUAUCAGAUUAUCAUGGCGAUAAGGCUUUCAUUAUCGAACAAAUAAAUAAAAUAAAAUCUGUGGAAAUGUCACUAGCCGAGGGGAAAAUUCUGUUGGAAAAUUCACACGUUCUCGGCAACAAGCUGCUGUCUAUUAUAGGACAAGAAGGACAAGAUGCAAUUAAACAAGAAAUUUCACAAGCCAAAUCAGAUUGGGAAGACGUAGAAAUGUGUACAAAGAUUGUUCAUCAGACAUUAGAAGAUGUUUUGGCUUCAUGGGAGAGCUUCAUCGAAAAAUCCGAUAACUUGAACUCUUUCAUUCUUGAGUACCAAGCAAAAAUUACGAAUUUCAACGAUAAGAUCGACGAUGAACAAGAAAACAACCUGAAAGAACUGAAGCAUAUAUUGGAUAUUAUUACGACCAAACGAAAUACUGUUGAUGAGUUGAAUGACGUCUGCGAAGUUUUAAUGGAGAAGAGCGCUUGCUCUAUGGUUCGAGAUCGCACCGUUCAUCUCCAAAAAUGUUAUUCUUCACUACUAGUGAACUUGCAAGGAAUAAUAGCGAAGCUGGAGAAAAACGUUGUGGGUCAUACAGAGUUUGUUUGUUAUAAAGAUGAUCUCAAAAAGUGGAUCGAUGAUGCAAACAAAGUGAUAAGAGAUUCACAGGAUACGCCUUCUGAUGAUAUAAUAACAAUCAGACAAAAAAUAAAUAAUAUCCAAAUACUUUCCAAUGUUGUUCCAGAAGGUCAGAAAUUAUUCGAAAUGUUGCAAGAUACUUUUACAAAAUCAUCAUAUCUGUAUUCUGAGGAUAAACAAACAGAUAUGUUCCAACAUGUCUCUGGAUUGCGAGAUGAGCUAGAUUCAAUUAUAAUGAAAAUAAGCUCAACACAAAAUGACCUCAACUCUAAGUUUAACCGAUUAGAGAUAUACGAAGACCUGAGAGCUCGAGUGACAGAUUGGUUGAAUGCAACCGAAGAGGUACUCGAAUCCUUUCCUGAGACUCGUGGUGAAAUGGGCGAAGUUAAGAUACUUUUGGAAAGAGUCAAGCACAUACAAACAGAAAUAACAUUUAAGCAGGCUGAUCUAGAAAAUAUUCAACAGGAGGCACACCUCUUAUUCGAUUCUGCCAGAAGCCCUAUUGAACUGGAUCGAUUGACAAAUCUUCAACAGAGAAGUAUUAAGUUAGAAGAGAAAUGUAGGUACUUGAUCAAAAAUUUAGAAGUAGAACUACAGGAACAGAUGGCUUAUUAUCAAAAUUUGCAAGAAAUUGAAAAAUGGUUGCUCCAGAUUUCGUUCCAACUAAUGGCGCACAAUUCACUGUACAUUCAUAACAGAGAGCAAACACAGGAGCAAAUAGCCCAACAUGAAAAACUUCUAGACGAGAUCCAGCGUUACCAAAUCAAUAUUGAUGAUUUUAACAUGAAAGGACAAUGUCAAAUUGAUCGUUAUGUACUGAAGGCUCCUGAGAUUAAAAACCGGAUAGAAAAUCAAAUUAAGAACAUAAAAGAGAGCUAUGGCUCAUUGCUGAAUACUUCCAUUCAAAUCAGAAACCGUCUACACGAUUCAUUCAAUAAGUUCCAAGAAUAUGAAGACACUCUAGAUGGCAUUAUGAAGAAUCUCGAUGAGAUUGAACCUGAAGUGCAGAAAGAGAAAGAAGUUAAUAUUUCCAAUUAUGACGUAGGAAAGAUGAUGCUCGAGAAAGCUCAGAGUUAUCACAACAAAUUACAAGUAGAAAAAAGUCGAUUGGUCCAUGCGGUCCAAGCAUGUGAAGCAGCAACAGCUAGUAUCAGCCGUCCUAGCUCACCAAUGGAAAGUGCUCAUCAAGUAAUUCCAGAGAAAGAGCUAAUGGUUCGCGCACGUUUGGAGGAUCUCAUAGAUGAGGUACACACAUGGAUUACAGAUCUUAUCGCGUCCAAAAAUGAUUGGGAGCGUCAACAUAAACAAAUGGCAGAAUUAGAACAGUGGAUUGAUAAACAAAAAUGUUUAAUAAAUGACUGGUAUUCGAAACCAGCCAAAUUCCGCACAGAGUCUGCUGAACAAGAGUUACGACAGAUGAAUGAGUUACUGAGGAACAUCGCAAUUAAAAAAGAAGAAUUAAACAACCAGGAUCCAACAUUAUCAGCCAAAUUGAAUGAUCUUCAAAAAUAUCUAAGGGAAGUUAUUGAUAAAAAGUCGAACAACCAGCUUACGAUUGAAAAGUAUAGAAAAUCUCAUGAAGAUGCACAGAAUUGGUUAGAUGCUGUAAUUACCCAGAUUGACAACCUGGAGAAAGGAAGCGGGUUGAACUGUAAACAAAAGUUAGAAAGAAUUUCUAACAUAAAGAAAAUUUUAGAAGACGAUUGUGACGUCAUUUCAAAUUAUAAGCAAAACGCAGCACAUGUAGUCGAUAUUGUGAGCAACUUGGACGCACAGCAAAUAUCCGAACAAAUAAAGUCAGUCGAACGUAGACAUAAUGACAUUCGGAAGAGGCUCAAUAGAAAAUUAGAAGUUAUCGAUUCUGCCUACAAAAUCUUUUCGAAAAUUGCAACUGACAUAAAGGAAAUGAGUAAAUGGAUAACCGACAAAAAUGAGUUAAUUAAUACGCAGCAUCUUCUUGGCGCUGAAACUAAAUCAGCUGAAGCCCACCAGCAAGUGUUCAAGGGACAUUUGAAAGAAACCGAAGCAAAACAAGCAUAUACUGAUACUAUGGGAAAGAGAUUAUCAAGCAUUCAAACUGAUUUGGAAUCUGAUGAAAAACAGCAUAUGAAUGAAGACAUUCAGAAACUAGUGAGAGAUCUUAAUUCGCUGAACGAACGCAUUCGCAAAGAAAUAGACAAAAUUAUAGAGGACAUACUUUGCCGGAAAAACAUGCAAAACAACCUAGAAAUGACAAGGUCUUGGAUAAAAUCAAAACAAAACGAUGUAAACAAAAUUUCGCUACAUGUACCUUUAAUGGCGUCAAAUAUUCUCUCAGAAAUGAAACUGUGUAAACGACACCAGCUUGCAAUACGCGAAUUUGAAGCAAAUGCCUUCAAAGACGUUAACAGUCAGGUUAACGAAAUCAUGAAGGAAUGCAAUGAAGAAGGCAGAUUGAAACUAUCGCAUGAUUUAGAUGAAAUCAGAAAUAAAUUGGAAGCGUUAAUUGAGAGCUGUGCCAGCAAAAUAGAAUUCAUGGAGCGAGAACACCACAAACGUGGUGAAUUUGAAGGAAGAAAGGAAAAAUUAUCAAAUUGGUUCACCGAAGCUGAGUCAAUUGCUUCUACGGAUAUAAGAGUAACGAAUUUGAAUAUUCUCAAAGAACAAAGAGACAAAUUUAUGAAUACUCUUGAGCAAUGCCCUUCUAUAAAGGUAUGUUUGAAAGAACUAAACGAAUACAAAGACUCAAUUAUACCCACGUUGAACGAAAUGGAUAAAAAUAAUAUCACUAAUCAAGUGAAAUCGAUGAAAGAAAAAUGGAACACACUAGAAAGUUUGCUUACAAAUAAAUGUAAAAAACUAGAAGAUCACAUCAAGGAGUACGAGGAUGCAAUGACAAAAAUAAAUAAUUGUGCAGAAUUUCUCGCAAAAGUUCAAAAUCAAAUUCGUGAUAUGAACAGGCCGAUCACGAGUAAAAUUGAAAACAUUCAAGACUUUUUAAUAGCCUACGAAACCAUAUUGGGAAGUCUAAAGGAAAAACGAAUUGACUUGAACACAAUUCUCUUACCAAAUAUACCACAGUUGAGAGAAAAUGCAACCAAAAUAGAAGAGAUGAUAAUAACCAUUGAAGAGCAGCUCAGACGAUUAAAAUCCAUGUUAACCAUGAGAGAUUUCUUUAUUUCAUCAAUAAAUGAAGUUGUAAAGAAGAUUGCAAGUAUAAAUACAGACUUCAAUGAAAUAGAUCACUUCUCUAAAAAUGUAGAUGACAGACUGCACAAGUAUGUUGAAAUUUUACAUCAAAUCGAGAAUUGUAAUGACUUACUUGCAUCUGCUUCUCAGAAGGGACGCGCAAUAGCAAACGAAGGUACAGACCUUGAUCGACACAAUAUAUCAGAUCAACUGCAUGCCCUUCAAAUGCAGCUUUCUUCUAUCAAACAUAAUGUAGCGGCUGAACAAGAGAAAUAUCAAAAACAACGUAUUUAUCACCAAACAAUGGAGAAAGAACUGAUUGCUCUAUUAGACUGGUUCCAACAAAAUUGUGACCUUAUAAAAUCUCGUCCUCUGUAUGGUGAGGAUAUAAAAAUCUCCGCCGAUCUAAUAUCGAAUCAUGAACGUCUGAGUAAUCAAGCUCAUUCAAAUUUAAUGCAAAUCGGUGCACUUCUGGAUAAGUUGAAGUAUGACCCGAAACUACCUGCAAGUCUUCAAGAUCUGGUGGAAAAAGCACAAACACAGAAUGAUGUAGUACCGAAAGAGUUAGCAUCACGUGAACUUUAUUUGCAGCAGAACCAUCGGAAUCGUUUAGAGUACAAUGAAACCUAUAAUAAAAUCGAACAAUGGAUUGUCAUGGCUGAGAAACGGCUUGCACACCCGAUUCAAUUCAAGUUUGAUCUGAACCGUAUUGAUCAAGAUGUCAAUGAGUUGAACAAUUUCUUCGAAAAUGAAACGGAUAUGAAAAAUUUGUUGUUCCAUAAUAUUCAAGAACAAGCGGAUCUUUUCUGGAAUACACUCGCUGAUUCUGACCAAGAAAGGUGUUUAACAGCACUGCAAACACUGAAAACGCGUCUUUCGGAUAUUUCACAUAAUGGAGCGGUGCGACAGAACAGUUUACUUGCGAACAGAGAUCUAGUUCAAAAAUAUCGUGCUCAAUAUGAGAAAGUUCAAUCGUAUUUGCGAAAAUGCAAGUUGGGGGAUACCAUCUUGGCAAUGCCGUCAUUGUCAACUCGUAUAGAUCAUAUGAAUGAAUUGCUAAAAAUAUUACAGGCGAAUCAGCAUGAGCUAAACACAUUCAACGAGAUAUCUGCUGAAAUAAUUGGCAAAGCUAGUCAUUUUGAAAGUGAUAACAUUCAUAAGGAUAACGUUGAAGUCAAUCGCAACUGGACCAAUGACACAAUUCUUUUAGAAAAUCUUCUGGAAAAUUUAGUGCAGUUACAACAACAGUGGGUUCAAUUGGAAAGCAUAUUGCAAGAACUGGAAACCAAAUCGAACGGUCUACUGGAUAAGGAUAAGAGCCUGGAUCUUAUUGUACGUUCGAAGGACGACAUUGAAUCAAAGAAGCACACAAUCGAGAAUUUAUUGGAAGAUAAAGCAGCCCUCCAUCAGCUGAACGAAAAAGCAAACAAUUUAGCCAAAGCUCUGAUAAAAGCCUUACGUGAGCAGCAUCUAUCGCCACAUUCACUUGAGGAAAAAUUAAAUCACCUGAAUCAAAUCGAUCUGAGAUUAUCGGACAAUUUACAGACAAAGCAAAGACUACUACAGGAUAUAUCUGAUAACCAUCGACACUUUUCAAAUUUAAUUUCUAAUCUUCACCAGGAGGUUGAAGUCUUGUUCGAACAACUCAAGAAAAUCAAUCCAUAUGACGAAAAGCUGUCGCAAGUAGAAAAGAAUCUCGUCGCAAUAAAAUUCAGUGCGGACGAACACCUAAAUCAGAAACGAUUAAUUAUCCAACAAGUGGAAGAAAAAUACUUGACUUCGCAAGAAUUCAUUCCGACUGAUUUGUCGGAGCAGAUAAAUUCUUUGAAGAAUUUGUUCACAAAUCUUUUCAACAUGAUGGAGGAACACAACCGUAGCUUCAAGAAAGCGAGAACUGUUCGUACAGAUUAUUUUGUCGUCUACGAUAAGAUUAAAACAUGGAUAGAAAAUGCGGAGCUCACCAUCAGUAAUCAUAACAUCGAUCCGAGCGAACUGAAGACCAAAUUAGUUGCACUGAUCAAUGAAAGCAAAGACAUAUUGCUAGCAUACGAUCAGUUGGUUUUUAAUGGUAAUGAAAUAAUCGCAAAUUGUCCUAAUAGCAGCGAUAGGAUCGCAAUGCAAUCAAAUAUGGAUCAGAUUUCAAUUGAGCUUAAGAAAACUAUACAUUUUAUUGAGGAAAAAAAUCAAACAGUAGAUCAAAUUCUCGGAAACUGGGCGAACUUCAUGCGUGUUUAUCAACUAGUCAUCGAUUGGUCCAUGAAGCAGCGUACACUUUUGGAGCGAAAACUUCAAUUGAAUACCCUACAUGAAGCACAACUGGCUUGUCAAACCUAUUCUGGUGCGGUGUUUACUUUAGCUGACGUAACGCAAAACUUGAGCGAAAUGAAUCAUGAAUUCGAUAAAAUUAACGAAGUUUGUUCGACCGGUUACUUGAAAAACAAACUACACGAAGCCGAAAUGCUGAAAAUCGACAUAGAAACAGUGUUAUGCGAAAGGAAUUUAUUCCUUCAAGAAACGACAGAAGAGUGGCAGCAAUAUGAAGACAAAAUUGAAAGUGUUAAAGAAUGGAUGAAGGAAUCUUAUCAUACAUUGAAUUCAUCCGAAUUGAAGGACAAACCUUUGCGUGAUCAAUUAAGGAUUCUUGAACAAUUGCUUGCUGACAUAUCGGCCCAAAAGUUGAAAGUUAACAUGUCACUAGAAAAAAUACAGGUUCAUUUCCACUCGGAUAUUAUCUACACCGAUGAUUCGAAAAUCGUAUCCAGUGGACGAACUGUUCUUAGUGACCUUGACAAACUUAAUAUGGAUGUAUAUCAUACGACGCAAAACCUGGAUAAGGCGCUAACGCAGAUAGAAGAUUGCCAGAAUGACAUGCAAGCAAUACGGCAACGUAUUGUGCACGAAGAACAACAGCUUCGUACUAUUUUAUCACCUUUAAAUCAGUCCUCUGAUAGCGACAAGAAUGAACAGGGACUGCCGUUAUCCUGGAGCCACGAUAAUCAACAACACCAAAAUUAUCCUGUAGUGCACCAAGGCGUUCUACAUAAAGAUGAAUUGAAUUCACCUUCUCAGUCGUUACCAUCCUACCGAUUGAAUGAUCCUGAUGAUGUGAGCGCGUCACUUGUGGAUAAUGCAGCCCUGAAUCAAGCGUCUCCCAAUAAUUCAAAUAGUAACAGUGUUUGGAAUAAUUCAAAUCUCACGUAUGCUGAGGUUGUUGCUGGUUUACGUCGUCAUAAUGAAAUGCGAUAUCAACAACACUUGUUUGUUUCUGAUUCACGUGAACAGAUGCCUAUUAUAUCGCAUUCAGUCAUUGCAGAACUAGAUGUUGAAAACACUACUGAGAGCGCAUCUGUUGAUCCAAAUAAUGAUAACAAUCACAUCAAUCAAACUCAGAACAAAGGUAUGACCGUAAAUUCGACGAAUAGAGUGAAACGCUUCAGAAAAACAAAACGUCGACGGAAUUCUUUCGAAGAAGUCAAACCAGAAAAACAUAUAACCACAGAUUCUCCAUAUAACCGCGAUAAUGUAAAGAGUGACAACUCUUAUGGCAAAGUAGUCUUCAAUGAAACAACUGUUGUUCACCAAAAACAUCAAGAUACACCAGUUGUAAUGAAAAGACAGACUAUGGUUAAUCAAGGAAACAAAACAUAUGCUGAUGUUCUUAAAGCAAUGUCACAUGGUCAGCCACUUCCCACACAAACAUUUCGAAAAACAACAGCCGGCCAGUACCUUUCAUCCGAAAUAUCGGGCGAUUUAUGUCGUUCUGACCAAUUGAACAUAACCCGUUUCGAAUAUGAUUCACAAUAUUUGGAACCUCUCGAGUGCCAUGGGAGAACUUUUGAAUUUGCGGACAUGCCUGUCAAUGAUACUGUCGAACCAACUGAGCAAAGUGAAUCGCAUGCAAAUGAAAGAUCUCAGUUCGAGCGCAAUGCUAAGAAAUCUCUCAAAUCGAAAACCAAACAAACUUUAGCAUCUUCUUCACCAUCAGAAACAAAUGUUGAUAAAACUCGAGACUCGUCGGCAUCUGCCGUUUUACCCAUUGAAGAAGUUUGCAGUGGUUCAAUGAAAAUUAAUAAAAAAGGAAGGAAAAUAAAACCAUCAGGUAAGAAGAAUACGUUUUCAAGCGUUUCUAAACAAGAAGUGGUCGCGAAAGACGAAUUAGAGCAGAAAAUAUCAAGUGCAUGCAACGAUAAUUUGGCAGAAAUGCCUGAAGUUGUAUCAGUGAAUGUUUCCCACGUGUUUCCUCUUGAUGUGUCAAAUGAAAAAAGUGCCCAACUUGGAAGCGAACCUGUUGCAUCCGUAGUGAAAACAAGUAUUUCAAAUGUUCAGAUUGAUCGUAAUGUGAUAUAUCAUAAAAAAGAACAAGUCGAUGACAUUCGUGAAAAUAUAUCGAACACACCUGUUGUGAAAACUAUCUCCAUAAACUCCCAAAGACAAAGUAAACAUAGAAACAAGAAGAGGACAAAACCAAAAUGCUUGGAUGAAAUCAAUCCCGAUAGGGGUGAACAUAACUCAAAAAUUCAUCCAAAAGAUGAACAUAUUUUGUCAUCCGAUGGUCAAGAUGGAAUGUCUAAAGAACACAGAGCCACAUCACUAGGCAGCCUUAGUGUUGAGGAACCUGAAACAGCGUCACAAGUUUUUCAGCCUCAUGAAAAAAUUGCAUCUGUCAAAUUGGAAGAACUAUCUUCUCAGGCCAGCGAUAACAAUGAGGUUUUGACAACCACGCAAGAUACCAUGCUCAAUAAGCAAACCGCAGUCAAAACUGAGAAGAAAGCAAAAAAGACUAAAUGUGAAAAAAUACGGAAAUCGAAUUCAUCCAAAGUAAUUGCCUUACUAGAAUCAGAGAAAAAACAGUUUGAGAAAGAAUCAUCCGAAGUAGUACCCGCAAAAAUACAAACCACAAUAACAAAAGAUCGAAUAGAUUCAAUCAUCGUUGGGAUAAAUUUUGAAAAUCGACAAAGUAUUUCACUAAACCCCGAGAAGGUAGAUAAUGAACCACAUAUUGCCAAUGAAGAUGAACCUUAUGUUUCUAUCGCUCCAGCAAGCCCAAUUAAGGAGUUUAAAAGCAAUCUCAUAUUCGAAGACUAUGAUUUCAUGUCCUCCAAUAACAACGAUAUAAAGCAUUCAGAACAUAAACAUAUAACAAAAACCCCAGUGCCAGACAACAACCACAACUCGCCAUCUGAUAUGGAUGUUAACAAAGUAAAAGAACCCAAGAGUAUAAAUGAACUUAAUGCAUCUACCCACGUUGAAGAUAAUAGUAACAUUAAUUUGGUGGGAGCAUCAGACUCAACGAUUCGAAGUUCCUUUAAAAAAGACGACAUAAAGGAGAACGGUUCCAAGCAAAUGGUGUUAAUCAACAGCAAUUGGCGUGACAACCGACAAAAAAUUUCGAUGAUCACACAUGAAGAAUAUUUAUUAAAGCCAGUGUCUUACAUGAGGCUGGAGCUCCCAAUAAUAUCAGCAGAAAAAGUUUCUCCGAGUGAUGAUGAAUUAAAGGUAAUCAGCAUGGAGCAAGAUGAAACGGCGAUUCACAUAGAAGAAACAGCGAAUCUAGACACAUCAUGUGACGAUGAAAUGCAUGUUGCCUCAGAGAUAUCUGUGCUUGAAUCAAUUCCAUCCGAAUUAUUACAGAAUGAACCUCCAAGCAUGUUCGUUGAUCAUCCAGAACAGAAAACUACGUUUGGAUCAGUUGUAGCCAGUGUUGAUGGAUCUCCUCGAGUUUCGAAUGUCACUCAAAUCGAUAAAUUUACAGAGCAAUCAUCUUUUAGACAAGAAUAUAGCACAAAAAUUUCGUCUGUGACAUACAAAACUACUACUAUAUUAUAUGAAACAUCAGGUAUACAGCAAGAAAUUGAUGAAUGUUACACAAAACCUCUUGUCCUUGAUCAAACAAUAGGACAAAACGAAUAUUUGCAAAAGACAAUUUUACUAUCUGACUUGUCAGUUGAUUCAGUAGAUCAAUCAUCAAAUUCGGUUCAAAUCAGUACGGAUAUCCAUAAAACUGAAGAUAUUAGCACCAUUCAUUCACAUGUUAUCCGUGGAGAGGCUGUGGAACAAAUUACGACCUCGGUGCAAAACGUUAAUGCACCAGUAACGCUUACUGUUUCCUCUAACGAUGAAAAAGUUGCAGAUCAAAAGAAACAAAACGAAUUAACGGAUAAACAAGUAUCUGUAAUCGAGAGCUGCUUAGAGAUUGUAUCGCCUAUUACCGAUGAAGAUGAUAAGAUUGUUUCAAAAGAAAAGGCUGAGGCUAAGUUCAAUGCUGGAAGUGAACAUCGUGAGUUGAUAUCAAAGUCGUCCAAGACUCCGUCUGAAACGAAAAGUGAAAUUACUGACGGAGAACAUCACCAAAUACGUAUGCAUGAAGAAGCGAUGAAGGGACAGAACCAAUGCCUUAUAUCUGAAAUAGGUUCAGAAAGUUUUAUAAAACUACCAUCAAUAUCGAGUGUCGAACCAGAAUUUGGAAAAAUCAUGGAUCAGACUGUGGAGCAUAUAUCAUCGGAAGAGUACACUUUGAUACAGACAUCUAAUUUGUUGGAAUACACUCAUAAACAAUCUGACAAUGAAAAACCGAAAAUAUUAACAAAUGAAGCAGCCGAUGCAGUAGAUCAACGGAUUAUUACGCCUGACGAUAAAAAGGUUAUAGAUGAUGAAAGCAUAUCAAUAAUGAAACAACAUGAACCAGUAAAGCAUGAUGCUAAUACUCCGUUAGAAUCUAUGGAUAAAUACGGAUCUGUGAUCGAAAGCUCCUUUGAGAUUGUGCCACCAAUCACUGUUAAUGAUGAUAACAUUGAUGUGAAAGAAACUACUGAACUUACGCUCAAUACUGUGCCCCAAGUGAUCGAAAAUUAUGAAGUAAUAACAAAGUCGCCAGAGUGUCCAUCUGAUACUACAGAUAAUCUUACUGACGAGGAACAUUACUUCCUACGUAUACGAGAAGAAGUGAUAAAGAAAGAGAAACAACGCCUUAUAUCUGAUAAAAAAUCAGAAAGCAUUAUGGAAAUAACAUCCAUUUCGAGCAUCGAACCCAAAUUUGAACAAUACAUGGAUCAAACUGUUCAGGAUGGAACUUCGGUAGAACACAUUUUGUUACGGACGAGUAAUGAAUCCAUCUGUCGUGAUAAAGAUUUGCUGGAAACCACUCAUAAGCAAUCUAGCGAUGAUAGUCCGGAAAUAUUAACAAACGAAAGAGCUGAACAAGGUAUGGCAUUGGUGCUAAACGUUGAUGGAACAGUUUCGUCUGUCGACAAAAAGACUAUAGAUGAAAAAUGCAUGCCAAUAUUGAAACAAAAUGAAUCUGUAAAACAGGAUUCUACGACUUCUUUGGAAUUGAUGGAUAAAAACAGAUCAGUAAACGAAAGCUGCUUUGAGAUUACAACACCAAUCAUCAUUGGUAAUGAUGAUAACAUCGAUUUGAAGGAAAACACCGAACUCCUGUUCAAUACUGUGUCGGUGGUGAUCGAACAUUCUGAAAUAAUAAAAGAAUCGACAGAGUCUCCAUCGGAUACUACGGGUAAUCUGAUACCAGAUACUAAAGAUAAUCUUACUGACGAAGAACAUUAUCUCCUACGUAUGCGGGAAGAAGCGAUAAAGGAAGAAAAACAACGCCUCAUAUCUGAUGUAAAUUCAGAAAACAUUAUGGAAAUAACAUCGAUUUCAAGUAUCGAAUCCAAAUUUGAACAACACAUGGAUCAAACUGUUCAGGAUGUAACUCCGGAAGAACACAUUUUGUCACAGACGAGUGAUGAAUUCAUCUGUCGCGAUAAAGAUUUGUUGGAAACCACUCAAAUGCAAUCUGGCGAUGAUAAUACGGCUAAUUCGGUUUAUGAAACAGACGAUAAAAAUACUGAAAAUGAAGAAUGCUUGCCAAUAUUGAAACAAAAUGAACCAGUAAAACAGCAUACUACGACUUCGUUAGAAUUGAUGGAUAAAUAUGGAUCUGUAAACGAAGGCAGCUUCGAGAUUGUAAUACCAAUCACUGGUAAUGAUGAUAACAUCUAUGUGAAGGAAAACACUGUACCUAUGCUCAACACUGUGUCCCAAGUGCUCACACAUACUGAAUUAAUAACAAAGUUGACAGACUCUUCGUCUGAUACUACAGGUAAUCUGAUCUCAGAUACUACAGAAAAUCUUACUGACGAAGAACAUUACCUCACACAUAUGCGAGAAGAAGCGAUAAAGGAAGAAACACAACGCCCCAUAUUUGAUUCCGAAGGUAAUAUGGAAAUAACAUCGAUUUCGAGUGUUGAACCCACAUUUGAACAAUAUAUAGAUCAGACUGUUCCAGACAUUACACUGAAAGAACACGUUUCGUUACAAAAGAAUAAUGAAUCAGUUGUUCAUAAUAAAAAUUUGUUGGAAAAUAUUCAGAAGCAAUCUGGCGAUCAUACUUCGGAAAUAUUAAAAAAUGAAGCAGCCGAACAAGAUGAUGCAAUAGAUCAGCGGAUUAUUUCGCCUGACGAUAAAAAGGCUAUAGAUUAUGAAAGCAUAUCAAUAAUGAAACAACAUGAACCAGUAAAACAGGAUGCUACUACUCCGUUAGAAUCUAUGGACAAAUACGGAGCUGUAAUCAAAAGCUCCUUUGAGAGUGUACCACCAAUCACUGUUAAUAAUGAUAACAUCGUUAUGAAGGAAACCACUGAACUUACGCUCAAUACUGUGUCCCAAGUGAUCGAACAUUAUGAAGUAAUAACAAAGUCGACAGAGACUCCAUCAGGUAACCUGAUAACAGAUACUACAGAUAAUCUUACAGAUGAAGAACAUUACAUCAUACGUAUGCGGGAAGAAGCAAUAAAGGAUGAGAACCAACACCUUAUACCUGAUAUACAAUCAGAAAGCAAUAUGGAAAUAAAAUCCAUUUCAAGCAUCGAACACAAAUUAGAACAAAAGAUGGAUCAGACUGUUCAGAAUGUAACAUCGGAAGAACGAAUUUUGUUAAUUACGAGUAAUGAAUCGCUUGGUCGUGAUAAAGAUUUGCUGGAAACCACUCAUAAGCAAUCUGUCGAUGAUAAUCCGGACAUGAUAACAAAUGAAGCAACCGUACAAGGUACGGUAUUGGUGCUGAAUGUUGAUGGAACAGAUCAACGGAUUAUUUCGCCUGACGAUAAAAAUACUAUGGAUGAAGAAUGCAUGUCAAUAUUGGAACAAGAUGAACCAGUUAAACAGGAAACUACUACUUCGUUGGAAUUGAUGGAUAAAUCCGGAUCUCUAAUCAAAAGUUGCUUAGAGAUUACACCACCAAUCACUAAUGUUGAAAACAUCGAUGUGAAGGAAACCACUGAACUUACGCUCAAUACUGUGUCCCAAGUGAACGAACAUUAUGAAGUAAUAACAAAGUCGACAGAGACACCAUCAGGUAACCUGAUAAAAGAUACUACAGAUAAUCUUACAGACGAAGAACAUUGUAUCAUACGUGUGCGAGAAGAAGGGAUAAAGGAAGAGAAGCAACAUCUUAUACUUGAUAUAAAACCAGAAAGCAUCAUGGAAAUAACAUCGAUUUCAAGUAUCGAACCCAAAUUUGAACAAUACAUGGAUCAGACUGUUCAGGAUGUAACACCGGAAGAACACAUUUUGUUACGGACGAGUAAUGAAUCCAUCUGUCGUGAUGAAGAUUUGUUGGAAACCACUCAUAAGCAAUCUGGCGAUGAUAAGCCGGAAAUACUAACUAAGGAAGCAGCUGAACAAGGUAUGAUAUUGGUGCUGAACGUUGAUAGAACAGUUUCGUCUGACGAUAAAAAGACUCUAGAUGAAGAAUACAUGCCUGUAAAACAGGAUUAUGCAACAUCAUUGGAAUCAUUGGGCAAAUAUGGAUCUGUAAUUAAAAGCAGCUUUGAUAUUGUACCACUUAUUACCGAGAAUGAUGAUAACACUAAUUCGAAAAAAGAGGUUGAGGCACCAUCGACAACGACUUCGUCUGAUCCAAGAAGUAGUAUUACUGACGUGGAACAUUAUCUCAUGCGUAUGCGGGAAGAAGCGACGAAAGAAGAGAACCAAUGCAUUAUAUCUAAUAUAAGUUCAAAAAGCAUUGAAGAAGUACCAUCGAUGUUAAGUAUUGAACCGCAAUUUGAACAAUACCCGAAUGUUGAACAUGUGACACCGGGAGAACAAAUUUUGAUACAGACGCCUAACGAAUCAAAUCGCAAAACAAAUUUGGAACUCUCGGAUAAUGCUAGUAAAAAUUCUGGCGAUGAUCGUCCAGAAAUAUUGACAAAUGAAACAAUUGAACAAGGAAUGGUAUUGGUGUUGGAUGUUCAUGCAACAGAUAAGCGGACUAUGUUGUCUGAUGAGGAAAAGUCUGGAGUUGAAGGUUGUUUGCCAAUAUUGGAACAAAAGAAAUCUGGAAGACAGGAUACUACCACUGCGUCGGAAUUAUUGGGUAAACAGGGACCUGGAUCCAAAAGUUGCUUCGAGAUUGCACCACCUAAUACUGAUAGAGACAAUAAUGUCGGUAUAGAAGAAAAGGUUGAAUAUACAAUCAAUACUGUGCCCCAAGAAAUCGAAGAUUCUGAAGUAAUAGAAAAAUCGACAAAAUCCUUGCCUGAUACAGUAACAAAUCUUACUGACGAAGAAGAAUAUCUCACACGUAUGCGGGAGGAAUCGAUAAAAGAAGAGGAACAGAGUCUUGUGCAUGAUAUCAGUUCUGAAAAUAUUUUAGAGGAACCAUUGAUGUCAAAUAUCGAACCGAAAUUAAAACAAUAUAUUAAUCAGGCUACUGCGUGUAUUGAUUUAGAUGUAACUCCAGAAGAGUACGUCUUGACGCAAAUGCGUGACGAAUCAAUACAUCGGGAUGAACAUUCUGUCGAAAAUACAACUAAACAAGUGGACGUUGAUCAUCUUGAAAUAUCUACAAUUCAUAGGGUGGGUUACACAGAAAUUAUCGAACCAACAUCGACAUACGAUGAAUCAGCUAAACUAAAAGAGGAAAAUAAAACGGGUCUGGGAUUGGAUGCACAGUCAUUUGAAACUGCAACAGCAUACACAAAAAUAAUCUCAUCAAUAGAUUUCGAAGUAUCACAAGAAAGUGAGGAAAGUGAGCUAGGUUAUUGUACUGAUGCGCAGGAACCCGAUAAGGUGAAUGUUUCGAAUUUAGUGCAGAAUGAACCAACGGAACAAGAUUGCUUUACAUCGGAGGAUCUGGCAGAGAAAUCAUUGGAAUCGUUUGAAUUCACCGACAAUUCUAAAGCCGAGCAUAUCGUGUACAUAGAACAAACUACUGAGGACAUAAUCAAUUCUGAACCAAUCAGUAGUGAUUCGAUGAAACGUGAUCCACACUUAACACAGUUAACGAUUGAUCAAUAUAUGGAAGUUGGUUUGAUAACGGAUCCAAAGUAUAAGUCUGAAAUACAACAUUUGUUGGCACAGAGUCGAGAAACAUUCGUAAACGAGAAAAAAGUUAACAUGGAGGCAACAUUGGAUUUCACGGAUUCUACACAAGUUAUAUUCGAAGAAUAUGACGAUGAAAGUGUAUCGGGUAAAAUAACAACGGGAGAGUCUAUUGAUAUCAACACUUCCACACGAACAAUUAUAGCUGAUAAAGAGAUCGAUUCAACAAAAAUUGAUACAGCGUGCACAGAUUCAAACAAAACAAACAAAAACGAAAAUUAUAAACAAUUCAAACCGGCGGGAGAUAUGUUUGUGUCGGAUGAGACUGUCGACGGAAAACUAUUUUCGGAUGACGUACAAAUAUUGGAUGAGGAGUUUGUCCUAAUUGAAAUGCAAAAUGAAUCGAGAAGAAAAGGAAAAGAUUCGUUGGCGAGUACACAAGAAACAAAAAUUGUUGAAGAAAGAACAAUUACCGGAUCCUUCAUUGAAAACAAACCAACAUCUGUUACGGUUAGUGUUGACGAUGGCGUGAAACAAGGUCAAGGAUUUGAACACGAAAAAACAUUUGUAUCAACAGAGGAUUGUACAAACCAGGCUAUGGAGCAAGAAAUUGGUGUGAUUGAUAUCUCAUCCUCGAUUGAUGUGAAUAUUUCUAAUGAAGAAUUUGUGUUAAAACAAAAAAAUCGUAGCACACAUGAAGAUGAGACAACUACAGAUCAACUCAAUCCGACAUCAUCAGCAGAUCAUAAUCGAGAAAUGAGUUCCAAUGAAUUAUCUGUCGACAAAAAUUUGAUUGACGCUACUGAAACGAGUAAUUCAUUUAACCUACCUGAUGGAAAACAGAAAAAUCAUACAGAACCAUCUGAUGCACCACCACUUCUAGACGCAGACAUUGAUUGCGAUUCUGGUUCAUUAUCCACAAACAAACAAAAACUCGAAUGCUUUACGGGAUCCAAACAAGAUGAUUUGCAUACAAACAUUGAAGUAUUAGUAGUAAGCGCAUCUUCUGGCGAAGAAGAUAUCACCAAAGAAGAAUACGUUCUUAUAAACAUGCGAGAUAAACCUAUAGGGCAGAAUCAAGAUGACAAAGAAAAUGUAUUACGUGAAGAAGAACCUGAAGUGAGCAUCGGGCAAGGUCAUCCAUCCUCUCACACCAAGACUACGGAUGAGGAAUAUGUGCUGAUACAAAUGCAACAUGAAUUCAUGGAUAUAGAUCAACCAACGUUACACCCUACUCUGGAAAUUUCAUUGUUAACUUCGGAAGAACAUCUGGUGACAGACAAUUCUGCUUCAGAGCAAGAACAAUCACGUCUUGUAUUUGAACCGAAUUCAGAAGAGAAAGAAGUCAUUACGCCUGGGAACGAAACGUCAUCAAUACAAGCCAACGAAUCGGUGGAAACUCUGGAGGAGGACAUUACAGAACUAAUAGAUACGCAGAUAACUGAUGAAGAAUUUACUUUAAUUCAAAUGCGAAAUGAAACGGAAAAUCAAGAUGAUACAGCUUCGAACAAAAAUAAAGAACAAAAAUCAAGCGAAGUAGAUUUGGUUCGAUACCCUUCGCAGAUGGUCGAAGCAAGUAUAGAGGUACGUGGAGGUCAGAAAAUGGAUGAUACGUCAACUGAACAACUUUCCGACAUAAUGGGCAGGAUUGCAGACAAACAAGAAAUUGAUGCGAAACCAAACAUUGCAGAUCUGGUCGUAGAUGUCGUAGGAAUAAUCGAUGGGGAGAACGAUUUAUUACAAAACCAGAGUGAAUUGGAAACAACCCUUCCGUCCAAAUCAAAGGAACUAGAUAGCAAACAAAAUUCUGAAGAGUUACUUGAAUUACCAGUUUACGCUACGCAUGAAAUCGUUGAAAACUUGGAUACAAAGGCUUAUAAUCAAGUUGACAUGCCUUACAACUAUGGAAUGUAUCGAGAUGCUGAGCUGUUAUUUUUCGAACACUUGUCAUCUGUUGAUAAUCAAGGUAUGCCAAUGAUACUACACGUCGAUUUAACAGAAACAGCAGAGUCAGUUUGUCCAGGAAAUGAAAACGACGUAAAGUUAGUGACAGAGAAACCAGAAAAGUCUACUAAUAACAAUUCUGACGCAUACGCGUUGUUGAAAAUGAGGGAAUCUGCACAUUUGCCAGAUGCUGAUAGGGAAUACUACGAAUUAGAGUCAAAAACCACUCUCGAAACUAUGUCAUCAACAUUUCAAAAUAGCGAAUCAGAAAAUGUUUUAAUGUCGAACGUAAAGAAUCCAGACGAUAAAACCAAACUUCUCUCCUCCCAAACUUCGUUUGUGGAUGAUGGUGUGUUGGUGGGCGAGUCUGUAAUAUACACACAAUCCACUGACAACAAACAGGAAAAGAACACACAAUUUACUCAAUCUUCAAUUUCCGGAAAUUAUGCACAGCAGCAAGUUGUUCUCGAGUGUAAAAAGUCUAUCGAAACUACAGAAGAAGCUAUUAAAGAGCAGCAAACUGAUAGUAAAAGUUCAAUCUCUUAUGAACGUGCUGCAUUGCCUCACGUAUUAGACUUCGAUAAAUUGAUUGAUGCUAGUAAAACUUUAAUUGAAUUGGAAAAAAGUCAUGAUUGCGAGACGUACAUUAAAAAUAAACAAAUGAAAUCCUUCAAGCGAAUUACCGAUGCUAAUGAAGCAGCAAAGCAAGAAUAUUUAGAAAAGAAAGCAAAAAGAUUACAAAAACGAAAGCUCAAAGAUGGCUGUGAAAUCACGAAACUUGACCAAGAACCGCAUUCAUUCAGUAUGAAGGAAUAUGUAGAAGUCGACAAAAGCACGAAGAUCCAUGUUCCUUCGGAAAUUCCCGGAAAGAUACUUUUAUAUUCAGAAGUCGUAGCUAUGAACAACAAACGCACAGAUGCUGAACUAAAUAAGACAACCCACGAUGUAGAUAGUUCACCGCAGUUAAGCGUUUCGUCCUCUCAAUUAAUUGUUCAUGGUUCUGGAAAAGUUAUGGACCAUAGUUCAACUCUGCCAGCACAAGACGGAAAGACUAUAUUGCUCGAAAAAGAAACAAGGUGUCGAAGUGAAGAACCAAAGACAGAGGGAAGUCAACAAAACGUGUACCCAGUCAGUACUGGGCCAAUUCAACUCGCUGAUACCAUGUCUCAAACUGAAAACACAUUGACUAUCGAAAAUUCCUCAAUUGAAAGUAAUGACUUUGAAAGGCUGCAGCCAGUUAGUGAAAUUGUAUUACUUAGUGGUUCAAGUGUAGAUGCUGAAUUAAGCGCUGAAGCAAUCGCUCCUUCAAAAACGACAUUCAAUGAAAAGCCAACAUCAACAUCACAUACCACCACAGAAAACUUGUUCCCACCCUCGUAUGAUUCGCAAGAUCGAUGUCUGUUGCACGAAAUAAAGAAAUCCAAUCUCGAAUUCCCGGAACCUCAUACUGGGAACAAAACUGAUAUUAAUGAUCAAGUUCAAUCAUCAAAGUCAAUAUGCGCUGAUGAAAAAAUUGAUACACAUGUCAAUAAUUUGGACCGCCUACACAAUUUAUUGCAAGAAAAAUGUUUUUAUAAUAAAUCGGUUUAUGUUGACGCGGAGAGUUUUUAUCACACAUGCAACACACAAGUUGGUGCAUCACUUGAGCAGGUCAUGGUUACUGAGGAUUUGAUGAAUAUCAGGUUAGAGGAUAAUCGAGAAAAAUCAGAUAAUCUUAUGUCAGAAAUACAUAAAGAGUUGUUAGUUUCUGAAAUAACAGAUCUAGAUACCGAGACAAAAUUCCAAACAUCAUCGAAAUAUGUGAUUAACGUGGCUAGUAAUCUCGAGGAGUCCAUUCAAGGUAUCCAAGAAGGGAAUGUGCGCAUCGUAGCAGGACCAUUACUGUUUUCCGAAGAUUCACAAGACCACAAAAGUGAAUUAGACCUGAUCAUUACUGGAAGCAGAACGCUCGCUCCGUUACAAGUGGAAAGUCGUGAAUCAGUUGAUUAUCAUAAUGCUGAAACCAACGAGAAAAUACCAAAAUCGAGCACCGAGUGCGAAGCGUUAAGUGCCAGUGAUUUAACUCAAACAACGAAUAUUAGUAUAAUUGUUGAUAUGAAAACUGAUGCACCAAUUGAUCGUUCUGAACAUUUGCUUAAUUUGUUACAAGAAAAAUGUUUAUAUGAUAAACCCACUUUGUAUGACGCAGAAAGUUUGUAUCAUAAAUGCCAAUAUGAGAAGUUUUCUUCUGAUGUUCCUUCACAUGUUCAUGAAUCGGAUGAAGAAAAAUUGAAAAAUAUUACCCGUAAUGCCUUACGCGAUUCUAAGGAUACAUGCGAAAAAACGAUAGUUACCGAAGAUAUAUUGAAGCUGGGUAGUACACAAAAUCAGUCAAGUGAAAAAUCAGAGUUAGGAUUGAAAAUGAGUAAUCACAGUCUCAGUCAAGACAUUCUCGAAGAGAAACUAACUAUAAUGGAAGAGAAGAAUGCAACUUCUAGAAAUACCGUUUUCGAUAAGCCCCAUAUAGAAAGUUAUGUAUCAGUUGAUGGUAUUUCACAUCUAUCUGAAAUCCAAGAACAGCAUCAAUACACUGAAUCAUACGCUGCAAAGCAAGAACCAAUUGCUGUGCGUGAAAAAAUCAUGAAAGCCAUUGAAUCAGAUCAGAGCUGUUUAACUAAACAUUACGAAUAUCUACUAAAUUUGUUGCAAGAUAAAUGUUUUUAUGACAAACCUAUUUUGGAUGACGCAGAGCGUCUUUAUCACAAAUAUUCGCGGCUAGUUGUUCAUUCGAAUAUUGUUGAGUCGCCAGACGAGUCCAAGAAUAAUACGCAAGAUAACAAAGAUUAUCGUGUUAGUUCCAUCGUUUCCGAAGAUAUUCUAAAACAAGAUAGAUCGAUAAUCACUAGUGAAGAGCUUUCAAAACAAACAACUGAGUUAGCCCAUGUUGCCAUAAGUAAUCCAUCUGUAACUGAUCUUACAACUACUGACGUUGAUCCAAAAGUAAUGGAAAGCCUGCUGGAACCAAUUGAAGACAUGCAACAGAAGAGUAUGUCCAUCACAAAACACCAACCGCAAUCAUCUGAUGAUUCACAAGAGCAGUGCCUUGUACAAAACAUCAGUAAGGCGAAUCUUUCAUCGGUGCCCGUAAAUCAGGAUCGAGAUCAAUAUUCCCGUUUCGAUCUAGAAACACCAGAAUCCGUGACUAAUGAACUGAUAACUGAAGAUGAACCACAAGUUUGUUCGUUUGACAAAUUUACUCUCGAUGGCGUAGAUAGUUCACCUGUUAUUCGCUCCUAUGCGCCUGAAUCUAUUCUCGAAAGUCGAGAAAAUACCAAAUUAUUGGAAGCUGACGAGGAUGAUUCGAAGAAUCAAUGUGAUUUACAUAAAACUGUUACCGAUAUUACCUCAUGCAGUGAUGAACCAGCAGUUAGGCAGCUACAACCAGCAACUAACAAUAUACUAACAGAAUUUACAAACACACGUCACUUCCCCGUCAUGCAUUCUAUUUGUCCCGAACCACAAUGUGUGCCCAAUAUCUUCCACGAUCCUGUCCCAUUUGAUUCGCUAGGUUCAACGAGCAACGUAGUACUAUGUAAUCCUAGAGAAAAUGUGGCUGAUAGCACUAUAAGUAAACAGACACAAAUCGGCAGCGUGGAAGACAUGUUGGAUGCGCUAUUAUCAGCUGAGAUGAAGAUGAAUAAUUUGCCAUAUGAUAACGUUAACGAUAUGAUCAAAGGAUUGCAGGUUCUAAUAGAGAAACUCGCCGAAUACAGGCAACAAAAUUAUGAAAUUUCAAUGAUGCUUCCACAAAACGCUGACGCUAAGGUGAGGGAGUCAAUCCGUCAAAUUGAUAAUAGGAUAGACUUUUUAAGACAACGCGCUAACGAUGGUCUGGAAAAAAUACAGCAAACAUUGAAAGCUAGAGAACAACGGAAAAGAGAAAUUCACAAUUAUAUACUAUUGUUGGAGGAAAUUGAAAUUUGGUUAUCCAAUACUUCAAUUCAACUCACAGACAUUCAAGAGAAUACAUCAGAACAAAGUUUGCUAGAAAUGCUAGAUCAAAAUAAAAUAAUAUUGGCGGAUCUCAAUAACAGGCUGUUUCAGUCCGAAUUGAUUUAUCGGGAAACAAAAGAUUAUCUUGAUUACGUUGAUGUACAAGAGAAAACACAAGCAUUACGUGAUGGUCUAGGAACAUUGACUCGAACGAUCAAAGAAAAGGCAUUGAUUCUGAAUAAUAACAUCCAACAAAUAAGUGAUAUUCUGGAUCCUAGUAUCAAUCUGAAAGUGGACAAUGAAAUGCAAACCAGUCCACCAAGUUCGAUUGGGAUGGUAGAGCCCGUGGUAACAACUCACCAAGAUAUUUCCUCCCAGACGCAGCCGGAUCGCCCCACUGAUAACAUCCUCAUAAUACAAUCUGUAGCAAAUGGAAAAGAAACUGUUCAUAUAUCAAAUGUUUGCAGAACGUCAUUUGUUAAUACAACAGAAGAUGUCAUCGUGGAGGCUAAAUAUACACAACCAUCUCCUGGAGACAGCAGAAAAACUUCGGAGCUUCUCCUAAAAAAUAUACCAACUUAUUUCGAAACGACGUUUGUUGAACCGGAUGAUAGUACUACCGAAAUAGUUGUUGAAAAAGAUGGGUCUAAAAAAAUCAUUCUUACAAAAUCCGUGCAUCAUAUAGAGUCUAUCGAUCCGUGUGAGUCCACGAAAGCAUCGAUAAUUGCAACGAUUGAACCAGAACCUCUAUCCGUCGUUAUUGAGAGUAAAGCUUUGGAAGUACAAAGCGAACCAAUUCCUACGUGCGAUACACUUGAGGCAGAGAACGUUGUCGGAGACAUUUUGGAAGAUCUUAAACAACAGGUGAUUAUCAGAUCAGAAAACGAAAAAGUAGAAGACUCUCAGGUAUUAGGAUCGCUUGCACAAAAAGUAGAUUUGGUUGCUUCCAUUGUUGUUGAUUCACAACCUAGUACUGUAUUUAGCACGCAAACAACAUCCUCCACUAACGAGAACCUUACAGACAACAGAUCCUCCCCGCUUAAAGUAAUAAACGACGAACCUAUUAUGAACAUAAGUGAAGUGUGGCCCCCGGAGGAAAUCGUGCUUCCAGAAGAAAACAUACCAAUAACGAAAACAUCAAUCUUUCCACCCGAGUCGAUUGCUGCUGCUGAGUCUACAACUCAACCGGGACUUGGUGGAGACAUAUGGCCUACCAAUUUGGAAACGGGAUCAAGCUACAUCGAAAUUGAACCACAAUUUCCACCACAAUCACCUCAAGAAGUUGAAGAUUAUACACCCACGGAUACAGUUCCGACAAUGCCUACUACUCAAAUAGACUCACCAUCCCAGCAAGAAACUACGCACGUCGGAGAACUGCCUGAUAAGAAAUAUAUUCCACCUUCUACUGUCAGCCCUUGUGAUAACCAGUUAUCGAUACAGCCAUCCGUAGAAGUCUCAACUGAACAAGUAGUGCUCGAUACUAUAUUGAUUGCAGAAAAGUCUGAAGAACAAAUCGAAGUGCCUGCAGUAAAUAUCAUCGAAACGGUUGUGCAUAUCGAUCAACCAACACAGGAGUUAUCGAUACAGCCUUCCGUAGAACACUCAACCGAAGAAGUAGUGCUCGAAACUACAUUGAUUGUAGAAAAGUCUGAAGAACAAAUCAAUGUGCCUGCAGAAAAUAUCAUCGAAACGGUUGUGCAUAUCGAUCAACCAACACAGGUGUUAUCGAUACAGCCUUCCGUAGAACACUCAACCGUAGAAGUAGUGCUCGAAACUACAUUGAUUGUAGAAAAGUUUGAAGAACAAAUCAAAGUGCCUGCAGAAGACAAUAUCGAAAAGGUUGAGGCUAUCGAUCAACCAACAGUGGAAGAACACGAGGUGGUUGCAAUUGAUGAAUGUGAUACAUCGAAAGAUCUGGAAGAGAACUUGACGUCUGUCGAAAAACCUGGUUCAACAGAACCUCAAGAUAUGAUAGCUCAACAAGUGAGUGAAAUGACAAGGAUAGACGAUGAUAUGGAAAAACAAGAUGAGCAGGUAUUGCCACAUAUUGAUCUUUCCAUGGACACAGAUCAAAAUGUUGUGGAGGAAGAGGAGACUGGAUCCGAGAAUAAACUUGAAGUUCAAGUUUCUUCAUCGAAAGAUUCUCAAGGGCUAGUUCAGUUGAGUGUGAACAUAGACCCAUCCGAUACUAAGAAAGUCAGUGUGCGUCUCAUUGAACUUCCAGCUCCCGACAUAACGAUAGCAAAGGAAGAAACUGAACCUUCAAUAAUUAUGAUCGCUGCACCAUCUGAAGAAGUGUUAGCUGAUCUAAGGGCUAUCGAGGUUGAUAAAGGUUAUGAAGCAGAUAAAACUACGGUAGAGGGCGACUCAGAGAAAGACGACGUACAGAAGAAAAAGAAACGCAAAAAGAAGAAACCAAAGUUUGAUGCAGACAAAGCGAUCAAUACUGAUAUAACUGAACCGUUUAUUGGGGUACCGGUCGUUGAUCAACAGGAAGAAAAUUUAUCACAUAAGCUUGAAACCAAAAUGGAUUCGUUGGAAUCUUGUCGGAGUUUCACUGAAGCUGAUCAAAAAGUAGUGCAUACAGUGAAUGUGCUUCAAGAAAGCGUUAUCGAGCCCGACGAAAUACUGGAAACAAUCGAACAAAAAAUCAUUGUAUCGACAGGAGUUUUUGAAGCAGUGUACGUCGAAGAUGCCCAUCAGCAGACGACACCUGUGCCAAUUGAACCAUCGGAAGAUGAAAUUGAUCGCGAGAUUGAGCGAAUAACAUCUGAAAAAUUAAUGGUACCCAUUGACGUAGGACAGAAAUCUAUGCAAACAUCACCUGUACCCGAGAUUUUGAAAACAUCACAUCAAACAUCACCAAUUCAACCACAUAUUGACGACUAUAACACGAAAGAGGUGCAAACCGUGGUAAAAUCAUUUGAUAUUGACACACAAACUGUUGAUGAGAUGAAACAUGAUCAGAAAGAACAAGAGAUUCAAACUGAAACGUUCACCGACAACAUUACCACGAAUGUUAUCAGUCUGGAAGAUACUGCUAAUCAGACCAUCACUAUUGACAUGACUGAAUCAGAUAUGCAAACUGUGGAAGAUGUUGAAGGAAUAGUUGCACCGAUUAUUCGAGAAAUUGUUUGUACUUCAAUUGACCGUGAUGUUGUAUACGAACCCCGGUCGAUUCAAACAAGCCCAAGUAUUGCGCUCAUGGAAGACCAGCUGCAUCCUGAUUUAAUCGUUCGAAAUGAAGGUGUACAAACUAUCGAGAUUAAUGUUUUCGAUGCACAAGUUGGAACGGAAAAUAUAGUUAAGGAUGGUUCCACAUCUCCUCAGCAACAACAAUUCAUUGCGAAAAUUGAUGUUCAGACUAGUCCCAUAGUUCAAGAUGUGCUAACUCAGACUAACAGUGUUCUUACAUCUGAUUCCCAAGCGCAAACAACUCAGUCGAUUGAUACGAGUGAAACUGUCUUAAUAGACACGACGAAGCCUACCAUUGAGAUAAAAUCUUCGUAUGAAGAUGAUAAUCAAAAUAAGAAGAAAAAGAAGGAGAAGAAAAAGAAGAAAGAUAAAUCAAUGCCCAUUGAAGUAGAAGUGCACACACAAUUGUUUAUGCCAGGAAGCAGCAGAGAAAUCGAACAAGUGACGUUAACGAAAAAUGUAAUGACGGAAAAUGUUAUCGAUGGGAAAAAUAAUCUAGAUCUGCACAUUCAAUUUGAAAUUGAAACUCCAAAGACAUAUUGCAUAUUAAAUGACGUGAUACCCGAUGAUAAGUCAUGGACGAUAAGCUUGUCCAAUUACUUUUCGAUUGUGAAAUCACAAAGAAACUUUGCCGAAAAUCAAAUAGUUCCUUGGAAUGAGAUGACGAAAAUGAUGCACAAACUAGAUUCUUCAAGUGAUGGCAAACCAACACAAUGUACUACAAUAGAUAUUUCAUCAAUUCAAGAUGAGGAUGAAAGUGAUGCUCUUGGGUUGGAAGGAGUUACGGAGCUUGUACAAUCUCACACCAACGAUGUUAAAUUUCAACACAGAAUUUUAUUUGAUGUACUAGAAAACAUAAACAAACACAUAGAGGACAUUUCAUGUAUAAAGUAUCCCUCCAACUCAAAUGACCCGAAUCGCAUGCGAUUGUAUCGUAUCUACAUAAUCAGACUGACUUACAUACGGAAACAUUUGAACAGUAUAAUUUCAUAUAUAUCUGAUAAUAACAUUGAUCAAAGCCAAGAUAUAUUGAAAUGUUAUGAACACACGCGAAAAUGUGUCGAUAUGAACAUCGAUACUAUCUCUUUACUAGAACGAAAUGAGCAGACAAAAGAAUCCGAAAUUAAUGACGUUGUGGAAUCAAUCCGCUAUAUCAAUCUGCAGCUCAGUUGUGCAGACGAAAAUCUUUCUAAUGUCGUCCAGAAUGAAAAUUUGUCCAUUGCUGAGAAAUUGGCACAUCUCAAAGACGUUGACGGAAAGAACAGUAAACUGUCCAAACAAAUACAAAUGAUUUCUCAUCAACUUCGGGAACAGAACUCAACGGAUGAUAAUUUGGAGAACGAUCUAGAAACUGCUGAGACAAUCGUACAUAAGCUGGAGAAUAAUAUCAUUGUAGAGCGCAACAAAUUACACCAGCUAAGUAGCUUAGCGGAAGAAUACGAGCAGACACUGCUAGAGUUCAAAGACAUCACGGCUGCUGCUAAAGAUUUUGUAGACAACAAAAUUGUAACCAAUAGUUUGGAGGAUUUGCAAGAAGAAAUGCAGCGGUAUCGUAAAUUUUUCGUCAAUUUGAACCAUUGUAAAAUGAUUUUGGAAUCAUUGGAAUCAAAUUUAGAUUCGAUAACUCGAAACAAACACGCUGAAUUACAUUCUGCGCUUUAUAACGAAACCCGCACCAUCUUGGAACGGGCCGUGGAGAGAGCUGGAAAGUUGGCGCAAGCAGCUUCUAAAUGGACAAUACUUGGAAAGGAUAUGCGCAAUGAAAUGCAAUGGCUGCAGGUCGCUCAGCAACGUGUCCCAGAUUUGAAAAAUGUUUCAUCCGAAGAUUUUGAGCAAUACAUUACAUUGUACGAAUCGCUAAAUCAAGACAUUAUUCAUCAUCAUGCAAAAAUGGUACAACAUAAUGAAGUCGCAAAGAAAAUGCAAGAGUUGAUUACCGCCCCAAUUCUUGAAAAAGACAGCUAUGAAGCACUUACAAUAAUUGUUCAGUUGAGAGAAGAGGUAUCCCUGUAUCUGAAGCUGUUAGGCAAAUUCAAAACACACUGGAAUAAAUACAACUUUUGUGCAGAUAAACUUGGAGACUGGAUUUGCUCGAGUCAAAAAACCCUCAAUGAAAUAAUAAUACCUAAAAAUUUAAUCGACACACCAGUUGAAGACAUGCGCACUUUCUGGGAGAUGAAGGCUCAAUAUGAAGUUUUGAACAACAAAGUGUACAAUCAUGUUUGUGAUUCUUUCGAUCAAGCGUUAUCUACGAUUAGUAUAAGCGAUGAACAGUUGCAGCGUCAACUUCACGGACAGUUGUUGGAAAAUUGGCUAGGGGUAUCUUCCAACAUAUCCAACGUUCAGAAGCAAAUAUAUGAAUCGAUGAAAACCGACACGACUCCACCUGCCGACAAAAUUGCAUUCAUUGAGCAGGAGUUGUAUGAUAUAUCGACGAUUUUCAACAAAAUGAAAGGAGUAUUGAAAUCCCAAGAAGAUCUUUACAUUUAUAUUGAAAAAAUGCAAAUUCUUCGUACUCGCAUUCAUCUCAUCGAUUCGGAACUUGGGCAAACCGCGUUAGCGCUCGACUGCAACAUUGAAAAAGUUGGUGAAAUAUUCGAAGUUUCUAGGAACUUGUCUCUACAGAUUAAUGAGGAACAUGAAUCAGCGGAGAUCCUCUAUAAGCGAUUGGAGGAUAUAGAGAGUGGCAUCAAAGAGCAAGAAAGAAAGUUGCAGGAAAUUUCUAAUGUACUUGAUGAAAGUUAUGCCAACUCCAACGGAAAGCGAAAUGAUGUUGAAAAAUCUCUUGAAGCUUGUAAGUUAUCCCAACUUAACUUGAGUGAUUCAUGGAAUGAAUUGAUGCGGCUGAGACAAAUGCUCCACACUUUGCCUAUGAAUUUGAAGGUUUCUGUAUCACCACUACAAACGGAACGUGAUUUAUCCAUGCUUCAAAAUAUCCAUAAUGAUCUAGAACGUAAAUGUGAGAAUAAUACGUCUCAGCUGAGAAAUAGAUUAGCACUGUGGAACAAAUUUCACCAUCAGCUUGAGAUUAUUCAAGAACAUAUACAAGAAACAGAAUUCAUGAUGGAGCUGCUCCAGGUGCAAGAAAGCGCGGACUAUAAUCGUUUGCUGAAAGCAACCGAACGAUUAGAUGCCCUACUAGUCGAAAUUGAAAGCAGAAAAAACACAAUUGAGAAUCUUGAAUCAAUAGCACAACCAUUGAUUGAAUCAUCGAAUGAGGAUGUUACACUGGAAAUUCAAGAAACGGUUCAGAAGAUCACUGUAGUUUGGCAAAAUACUCGCGAAAACUUGAGAGAUAUGUGUGAAAGAUACGAAAAAGCAGUGAAAUUGUGGCAACAUUAUCACGAUAUCUGUAUGAACGUUAAAAACUGGGUUAACCAGGAAUGUAUAGACUGUGAUAUUCUGAAACAUAUUAGGGAUACGCCACAGCUUGAAAUUUAUCGGAGCUCAAUAAUCGAUAAACAGAAGGAGCUGGAAAAAUUGAAGAACCUGAUAUACGAUAUUAAUGCGCAAGUUGGGUUCAAUGUAGGCAGUUCAUUGUUAUCGGAAAUUGAAGAAUAUAGUAAAAAACUAGAAGGAAUUCAAGAAAAUCUGAUUUCGCAUACCAACAUUGUUGAUAUGUAUAACAACCGCAAGACAGAGAAUCGGCUCAUACUCUCCAGUACAAACAACCUAAUUGAUCAGCUGCAACAGAAUAUGAAACAACAUCAACUGAACGCGGAUAUGAAUGAUAAGAUUAUUCAUCUUCGAGAAUAUAUGAUGAGUUUGAGUGCAACAGAAUCUCGUUUGAAACAAGUGGUUAACGAAAAAGAAGGCUACAAAAAUGAAGAAGAAAAUAGUAAUUUCAAAAGCUUGCACUCAUUAUCUCAGUCUCUUUUGCAAGACACAUUCCAACAGUACCAGGAUAUGCUACAACAGAUGGUGCUCAAAUGCGAUGAUUCUUACAUACUGAAGUUCUGGCAAGAUUACAUAAAUUUUGCACAAACAUUCCUUGCUCAAGACAUUCCAUGUGACGAAAUUAAGCUUCAGCAACUUGUGGAUCAAUACGUUUUGAUAAGCUAUCUUCUCAACAAUUUCAAAGCUACUCUAAUUGCAAAAUCUUCAAUUGAUGUCGAUCUGGCGGAAAAAUAUAAAAAUGUUGACCAGCAGCACAACGACUGUCUCGAAAAGAUUAACGACACAACUACCCGAAUUGACAUCAGAUUGCAGCAUUGGAAAAAAUUCAAAGCUAUCGAAUUCUAUUUAAAACAAUCCAUCACCGAUUUUGAAAGAGAAAAAUACACCCUGCAGCUGGAAUAUAUAAAUCUAAAGGAAUUACCACAAUUACUCGCAAAAGUAAGCAGACUUCAGCAACAAAUUCCUUACAUAGAAAAGAAUAUAAACGAUUUGAAUCAGGAAAUGAAUCAGAUAAUAUCAUAUUCAAAUGACGAGAACACAAUAAUUCGUCUGAUGAACGAACAUGGGAAAUUGGCACAUCAGUUUUUGAAGCUGAAGGAAAAUGUAGAAACAUGGGAAAAGUUCCUCUCUGGUAUUGUUGAAUUAAAUACGAGUUUCGAAGCGCAAUACAGUCAUAUUGAGCAUAACUUGAGCGAACUCAGCGAAUGUUUGGAUAACUUGAAACAGGACAAUAUCGGAGCAUCCCAGCAUCAUCUGAAUAUGCUUAAAAACGAACAACUACGAUUGAGUAAGCUUAAAGACGAACUAUUGAAGAUAAACAAUGCAAAGGACAAUCUAAAACUUUGCAUCAGCAUGUUCGACGCGAAGCUUAUCCAUAAGCGUGUUUGGACACUGUGGCAAUUCUUCGAGAAGCUGGAAUACUCAAUAUCAGUCUUGUUGAGGCAAAUGCAGGAGAGAUUACAAAAUUGUAAAAUAUUUUCGCAUCAAUAUAAUAUACUGAUAACUUGGAUGACAGACUUUGAAAAACGUAUUAAUGAUUCGAAUAAAUACCAAGUCUGUGAAGAUGAUCCAGUGUUUAUUAAAUCUGUAGAAGAAAUGCUUCUUCAAGAAAUGUCCUUAAAGGAAUGUGAAGUAGAUUGGCUGAAUACCAUUGGGAAGGAUUUAUGGAAUAAUCUGCAAGAAGGCGAAGAACGGACGGAAAUUGCAUCGAAACUGGAAUACUUGAAUGACGCUUGGAGAAAUUUAACCAGACUUUGCUACGACCGCAAACAGAAAAUCGCCGAAAUUGGUGUUACAACGAUGUCAUUACAACGAAGAAUCAAUGAAAUCAAAAUAUGGAUGACAUGCGUUGAGGUGGAUCUGAAAAAAUCAUUUGUGUUCGAGAACAUGGAGAAGACCAACUUGGACAAGCUGUUGGACGAAUAUGAAAAAUUGCAACGAUCGAUUGAGGGCAACAGUGGUAACGUAGCAGAAGUAUUGAAUCUGUGCGAAAUGUUUUUUAUGGACGUCGAAUCUUGGAAUGUUCACGUUGAUCGAAAGCUUAUAUAUCAUGAUAUUAACAACUUGGAAGUUAGGUGGAAAAGUAUUUGCCUGGAAUCUAGCAAAAGAAAGCAAGAUUUAAUAUCCAUCUGGAAUAUAUUAAUCGAAAUACAAAAAAUAUGUGACUCUCAUAAAAUCUGGGUUGAUCAGUUAGACAAAUGUUUGACGAAUCUGGAGGAACACGGAGACAAAAUCCAAAUUGAAGAUAUGGGCGAGAUCUUCGAGGAAUUAGCCAUCAAAACUGCUGACAUAACCGCGCAAGAUCCAAUUUUGCAUAUUCUCAGAGGGUUAUUCUUCACUAUGAACAAACAGAAACGCGUUGAUGGUCAUAAUAUUAAUAGUAUUACAUAUGCGUCGAAAAAAAUGCUAUCUCAAUGGGAAAGGCUUUUGGCAAGAUCUAACCAAGUGAAAAUCAAAGCUGAGAAAAUACAAUCGAUGUAUUCAAUAUUUAACAGUGAGUACGAAAGCAUAAUUAUGGCCCUGACCCAGAUCGAUGUACAAGUGACAAAAAUUAAACAUUUGUCAAAACCAACUGAGGACACACCAAAAACAAACUUGAAGCGGCUUCGCGAUUUGCACAAUGAAUUGCGGUUCAUCAUAAACCUCUUCGAUAAACAGGAUGAGACAGGAAGUUCACUGAUAGAACUUCUUACGAUAAAUAACCCACUUUCCCAGAAUAUCCAAGGAAAAAUCCAAGAAUACCAUCAGUUCGCAAAUAAUAUCAAACAAAGUUUAGAUGCUUUACUAGCAAUCACUAUUGAUCAAUCGGAAAAACAGAAAACUACAUCAAGAACUGAGGAUUCUGCGGUGCAAGUGAACACACUUCCAACGCUUUCAGUUCAUAGCAAAUCUAUAACGGCAAGAGAAGCUUAUCAAUAUCAGUUACAAUCCGCUUUGGCGGAAACAAAGCUACACCUGGACUAUCUACAGAAAGCGAUUAGUGAAAUACAUGUAAACAAUUUCAUGACUUCUACUCAGAAAGUUUCGAAGGCGUCCGCUGCUUGUGAGUCGUCUAUAGAAUUGAUCAAGCAUCUUAACAUAAUGAUGUUGUCGGAGUGUCAAAGCAGUGAAGACGAGGCAAUGAGUAAGACCGUCAACAAUGAAUGCGAGAGAUAUUCAACAUAUUUAACAGAGUGGCGUAUUAAACAACAAAAACUAGAAGAAUUAAGGUCUUUCCCUAUCGCUUACCAUUUCAUAUGCAUACACAAUGACGAUUAUCUCACUUGUCCGUUAUGUACGAAUAGAAAUUGGCAGCAAAUUGACAAUGACCUUUGGCGAUUGGAACAAUGGUUAUUGAUGGCUGAGGCGACUCAGAAAAAUCAACAUUCAAAUCCACCCACUGAUAUCGAUACGCUGGAAGAUACAAUUCAGGAUCACAGAGAGUUCCUGUUGGACCUGGAUAGCCAUAAAAGCAUUAUCAAAUCGCUGAACAUUGUGGGCGAGCAUUUAGCCACUCACACACUUGAUACCGAGAAGGCUGUGAAACUACGAGAACGACUUCAAACGGACAAUCAACGAUGGGAAAAAGUCUGUAAUACGGCUUCACGGUGGCAGUCACAACUGCAUCGUGCACUGAUGGAAAAUAAGGAAUUCCAUCGAACCGUGAUGGAAUUGUGCUCCUGGCUGGAGAAUACGGAAGAUAAAAUCAAAAACUCAGAACCCAUCGAUUUGACAACAGACAAGAAGCUCAUUGAAAGAAAGUACAAAACCUUCAGGGAACUGCGAAGUGAAUUAGUGCGUUGUGAGCCAAGAGUUGUGAGCUUGCAGGAAACUACAUCACAGUUGACUAAAUAUUUAGAGGAAAAUAAAUCCCAGAAUUUCGAAGAGAUAUACGCAAAACUAACGGAUUUGAGACUGAGAUUCCAUUCAAUUCGAAGACUGGUAGAAAUGUACACAAUCAAAAUAGGAGCAGCCAUUGGAAAUGAUCCUACUAUCGAGACUAACAGCUUAAUGUCAAGUGAAAGCAGUCAAGAGAUUCAAGGCGGUAGUGGAUCGCUCAUAUACUUAACAGCACAAGAGUCGAAUGCAAAUGUCCAAGACGAGGAAGACGAGAACCACAUCAACACAACGAUACUGACAAGAAGUUAUCGGUUUUUGGGCCGCGUUCUUCGUGCUUCAUUGCCUAUCCAGGCGAUGCUGCUGCUGCUCUUAGGCGUCGCCACCCUCAUGCCCCACGGUGAAGAUUAUUCAUGCUCCCUCACCAACAAUUUCGCUAGAAGUUUGGAGCCGAUGCUACGUUACCCGAAUGGACCACCUCCGAUUUGAGGUUAUACGUUGACUUUUUACUAAUUAUUGUUCCUGAAAAAAAAUCAAGUGCAAUAAAAUCGAUAAAAUAACUAUCCUAUUAACAAAACUUAACUUAAACGUUUGUCACUCUUUAAGUAUUAACAAUAAUGAAACAGAAAUAAAGGUAAUAUAUACGUUUCGAUCA